Messenger RNA from Harmonia axyridis, 52284 nucleotides. RefSeq lists its product as uncharacterized. Lineage: Eukaryota; Metazoa; Arthropoda; Insecta; Coleoptera; Coccinellidae. Gene Ontology annotation, molecular function: actin filament binding. Bases 110 to 51460 code for a protein of 17116 amino acids. The transcript is spliced from 39 exons. Gene Ontology annotation, biological process: nuclear migration. Gene Ontology annotation, cellular component: meiotic nuclear membrane microtubule tethering complex; nuclear outer membrane; cytoplasm. The record is from RefSeq and is a predicted model, not a curated record.
UUAUCAACUGUGCACAGUUAUCGAACGCCGCGUUAUCAAAACUUAACCUUAAACAGGCCGAAAAUGACAUAUGUGUUGAGUGAUUCAGUUCUUGUGCGAGAAUGACAACAUGACGGACCGCGAAGAGGGCCAUGGGGAGUCCCCCAAGAGGCCUCCGGAUGGGGCGCAGAGCCCUACGUCGAAGAAACUGAGGGAGAAUAUUAAGUUCUUCGAGAAGGUGUGGACUGGUAAGAGGUCAGCUGAGGGGUGCUCUCAAGGGAUUUCUGAGAGGGAUGUUGAGGAGUUUGAGAGGAGGCUGGAGGAAGAAAGAAGCAGGAAUGUUGGACGUGCUGAGCUGGAGGAAGUAAGGUUGAAGUCGCCGAGGCAUAUUGUGCAUAGGCAGGAGUUGAAAGAUGAUGGAACUUUGGAGGAGAUAAUAACUUCAACCCAAAGAGAAAACGACCCCACAUCUGGUUUAAAAACCAUAAAAUUCGAGAAGGUCGUCCUAAGAAAGACUGUUAGGCACAUCACAAGCCCAACAAGUCCUCUAGGAGAAGGGUUUACAGCCAGCAGGACUCCUUCUGAAGAGGUCCUACAGCUGGAUUCUGCUUAUGCUUCUCAUUCCAACGGAAACGCUGGAUCCAAAACUUCCAGCUUUACUUCUCUAGGAGAUGCUAGGUUUUCUUCAGAUGAGAACCUGGUUAAGUCCUUGGAUGUAUCAAGAUCAGGGCACGAUGAUUGGGAUAACACCAGCUGUAGUGGGAGUAAGGCUACUUCCUCAAGUUCCGAGUGGUAUAGUGAAUAUAGAACUCAGAGUUUUCAUAGCAACUCAUCGAAGUUGGAAUAUGUUAGGAGCAAAUCACAGUUCGAUGAUCAUAUUGCUAGUAUAAGAGAUGAACAAGAAAGAGUACAGAAGAAGACAUUCGUCAAAUGGAUCAAUUCAUAUUUGUCCAAGCGAGUUCCACCGCUUAGGAUAGAUGAUUUGAUCGAAGAUUUGAAGGAUGGAACUAAGUUACUAGCCUUGUUAGAGGUUUUAUCCGGAGAAAAACUGCCUGUGGAGAGAGGUAGGAUACUUCGAAGACCUCAUUUCUUGAGCAACGCAAACACAGCAUUGCAAUUCCUCCAGAACAAAAGAAUAAAAUUGGUGAACAUCAACGCUAGUGAUCUAGUCGAUGGAAGACCACCAGUUGUAUUGGGACUAAUUUGGACUAUUAUUUUAUACUUCCAGAUCGAAGAAAACAGCAAAGCCCUUGAAUACCUGGCAUUAUGGGGCAGCCAGAGCAGCUUAGAAAGCGCUGGAACCACAGCGUCCAGAGAUAAGACCAAGAUGGGAGCCAGAAAGACCCUUCUUAACUGGGUAACCAACGCACUACCCAAAGACGCAGGUAUCGAAGUGAGAGACUUUGGGGCUAGUUGGAGGGAUGGUGUAGCCUUCCUAGCCAUCAUCGAUGCCAUCAAAAAGAACCUAGUAGACAUCGCAGCUUUACGAAGAGAAAACAAUAGGAUCCGUCUGGAAACAGCCUUCGACGUGGCUGAAUCUGAACUCGGUAUAGCAAGAUUGUUGGAUCCUGAAGACGUAGACGUGGCCAAACCUGACGAAAAAUCGAUUAUGACUUACGUAGCUCAGUUCUUACAUAAGUAUCCAGAACCUGGAACUGGUCAACAGGAUGUUAUCUUGUCUAUUCAGGAGCAGUAUGGGGAACUGUUGGUUUGGUUGAGACAGAAGACUCAGUACCUUGAGCACUUACAACAAACUGGAUCCCUUCCCUUGGACUUCAACGAAUAUUUAGCUCUCAAGCAAGAAGUAGACGAAAGAGAAAAACUAUACACAAAACUUAAACAACUAAUCGAAUCCCAAAGCUUAGUGACUGUCACUAGAGAAUCGUGGAUAGACAUAAUCCAGCUGUGGCAGAAGCUUCAGAUCCAGCUGCUCCAGUGGCUGUGGUUGAUAGACUCCAAGCUCCCUGGAGACUUCAAAUUUAUAGGAGAAUGGCUGGCCAAAGCCGAAAGACUCAUCUAUUGUGACGAUAUCCCAACAGCAAUGAAUGACGAGACUGCAGCCAUAAUCAGUCAGAAACUUGAAGAACAUAAAGCGUUCUUCGCUGACUAUCCUACAGUGAAACAGAGAUUUUUGGAGUUGUGUAACACUCCCCUUGCGAAUGAAGUGCCUUCUGAAAAGUUGAAUAAUUUGAAUAUUAGACUGAAUGAGGUGGGGCCCAAAGCUUCACAGCGUAGAGUUAGACUUAAGUUCCUUGAGCACAAGUGUUGCCUUAUUGCAUUUUUGCAACUCACCGAGACCAAACUGAAAGUAUGGACAUCGAAAUAUGGAAGAUUAGAAAAAGUGACACCUUUGUUGGACCAGUAUAGAAACUUUGUAUCGAAGAAUAACAUAUUCCAGGAAUUCAACAAAGCUUUUGUGGAUAUGAAAGCAGUUAUACAGGAGUAUAAACAAGAUGGAAAUAUAAGUAAGAGUGAAAAAACCAAUACAGAUCUAUUCAUCAAUGAGAUAGCAGAGAGAUGGAAAAACGUCUCCAUGGAAUUAAAGUGCGUUCAGAGCAUGCUCGAAGAAGUGGUAGUCUAUUGGAGAAGAUGGGAUUCUCUAGCCCCACAAUUCGAAAAUUGGCUCUCAAGAGCUGAAAAUGCACUCUCUCUACCGGAAGACGAAAAAAUAGAAUUCUUCCAAGACAUAACGGUAUGGAGAGACAACUACCAACUGAUUGGUGAUACAGUCAGUUUCCUCAUAGCAACAUGCAACGAAAAAGUUGCUCUAGAACUCAGAGACCAAUUCCAAGACAUCACCAAUAAAUGGGAUAAGAUUUAUCCUCAGGUAAACCAAUACAGCCACGGUGGAGACCUACUGAGAAACAGAAAAGACUUCAAAACAGGUUUAGAAACGUUAUCUCAGUGGUUGAGGAAAGCUGAGAGUAUUGUUAAUUCCCCACAGUUAGGUUCAACAGAAAGAAUCAUUCAACACAUAGAAAAACUUGCACAACUACAAGAAGAAAUUGAGAAUGUUGAAAACGUCUUCAAAGCUAUUAGUAAAACUUUCCAGUCCUUGAUCCAAAAUCUUUCCAGAGAAGAAGUUGAAAGGAUGAUGCUCGCUUUAAAACAGGAGAAAGAAGCGUUGGUAAAGAUUCGAGCUCUUAUCCCAGCUCAGAUACACCUUUUCAACCAACUCCUAGUCCAGCAGAGAUCAUUGGAAGAUGGUCAAAAAGAAAUUAAUACUUGGUUGGAUGAAGCUGAGAACCUUCUCAGCAACAUGAGUUUAGGCUGUGAGCGAGAUACUUUGAAGAGCCACUUGGACAAGAUAAAACAAUUCUUUACCAGAACCCUCUACUAUAAAUCCAUGCUAGACAGCAAAAACAAAGUGAUGAUGAAUAUAAUCAAGACAGUCGAUCAAAACCAAAACAGCGACGUAUCUCAGAUGGUCGAAAAAAUGGACCAGCUAAACGACAGAUUUUCUUACGUAACCCAAAACGCGCAAGUGUGGGAGCAGAGACUCAUCGAAACCCUGCGUUGUCUUCACAACUACACAGAGUGUUACAGGGUGAUAUCCAACUGGUUGAGUCAAGCUGAAAGACUGAUAGAAGAGAGACGCAUCGACAAUAAAGACACUGUGGAAGACCACAAGAACUUCUUCACGUCUGUUAACGAAAAAUGGAUCCAUGAGCUCAUCCAGAACUCUCAGGAUUUAUGUAACUGUCUUCCAAAAGAACAGCACAAGACGAUAUUGAAUUCAGUGAGUGAGCUGCAGGGAAAAUGGAAGAAAGUACUUUCAUUUGCUCCUUUGCAUCUUAUGAAACUGGAAUUCAGGUUAGAUGAGUCAACCUUCAACUACUACAUCAAGGAGCUCGAAAGAGAAAUACACACAGAACAUCUAGCGUUUAGUAAACAGUCAGAUGUUACAUCGAUCAUCAACAGAAACACAGAAUACUUCUCCAACAAAGGUCCUCUGAAGGAGGCAAAACACUGUUUAGAAAACUUGAGAAAGCUUGCUGAAAAUUAUAGCCAACACAAUCCUGAGGAUGUGUCCAUACACCAAGCUUGCGAGCAAGCUGAAAGGCAAUGGACUAAUUUGAAUAUGAAACUGGAAAAUUUGAGUAGAGAGUUAAAACAGAUACCUGAAAAAUGGGACGAAUAUCACAGAAAAUGCGAAGAGAUCAGCAGAUGGAUGGAUGAAGUAGAAGUGUCUUUAAGCAGUAUCCUGACCACUUGUCAGAGCUCGGAGGAAUUCGACAGACAGAAAGAAGAAUUUCAGAAAAUAUGCAAUGAUGCAGAUUCCAAGAGACAGCAUAUGAAAUGGUUGGUUCAAACCCUAGAUUUCUUAGCAUCCCAGUGCCCUCUCAGCCAAGCAGAAAUGGAACAAAAGAAACUAGACGCUCUAAUAACUCGAUACAAAAAUUUGAUUCCCUCCAUCGAAAUCACAAUGAUCAGAACCGAUACCCUGUCAAAGUGUUAUUCCUACCGCAGAGAAGUGCGUGAGGUUUGUGAACUGCUGAAAAAGGUUAGGGAGGUCCAGACAGAAAACCCUCAGCCUAACAAUCUACCUCAACUCAUCAACGUACAACAGACCACUCUAAGCCACCUUGAGUCUCAAAGACCAAGCAUCAUGUCCAUCCUCCAGAAAGGUAAGGAACUGGAAAAAGACAUGAACGCACCAUCCUUCAUCAAGGAAGAAGUGGAGAACUUGGAGAAAAAUUGGUCGGAAACAUAUAGAGAAACAUUGGAAAAACUGACUCAUCUGAAAGAGACCCAUAAAGUAUGGACUUCAUACGACAACCAAAAAAGCGAGAUUUUAAUGUUGCUCUCCAGAGCUGAGCAACAACUGAAAAACAUCCACCCUAGCGAAUACAACCUACGCAGCCUCCCUGCAGAACUGAAGAAACGUCAGGAGCAAGCUAUUCAACUACGAGAGAAGAUUGAAGAAAUGCUGCAAAGAUUGAGGGAGCUAUGUUCAGAUCUAGCAGAACAAGCACCUGCCCUCAAACAGGAAAUCCAAGACAUCGAAAACCGAUAUAGGUCAACUCUAGAAAACGCCCAAAUGAACAUAACGAACUUGGAGCAAUACACGGUGAAGAUCAACACCUUCCAAAACCAACUAUCCCAACUUGAGGAAUGGACAACGACUCAAGUGCCGAUUCUGUUGAGUUCUGUGGAACAAGAGGACAUUCCACCUCAAGAAAAGAUUGCUAAAACCGAAAAACUCCAAAGGGAAAUCAUUCAUCAUAUCACGUUGUUAGACAGCUUAGAUAAUGAAGCUCAGGAAAUUGAGGUUCACCCUGAAGAAGCACCGAAAUUCCAUGCCAAACUAACAGCUUUAAGACAGAGGGUGGAGAGUGUUAACACCAAUGUAGAAGCUCAAAAGGGUAUAAUCAGUCAGGACUUGAAGAAUUGGGAAGUGUGUCAGGCGAAUCUGCAAGAAGCUAAACCAUGGUUGGAAAAAGCUGAAAGAAAAGUGAAGGAAGGUUUAAGGAAACCUUUGACUCUAGAGGAAGCUGUAAGAAUGAAAGCAGACAAUGAUGAGUUCGCAGAUGAAUGUAAAAUACAUUCGGAAAAACUGCAAGGAAUUUUAACUCUAUCGCAUCAGCUCAGCUCUAAAACUGCCACACAUGACGACAUCGAUUCAUCACUAAGCAAACACACAAUUAUCUUCGAUACAGUGCACCAGUGGGAUAGAAAACUCGACAAACUAGUUGCCAAUUGGGGAACUUUCGAUACCAACCUAAAAAGCCUCGAAAACUGGAUUGAAAAAAGUAAAUUGGAGUUUUCUCAACAAUCAAUCAAUUUGAACACACCUCAUGUCGAUAAACUUGAGAAGAAUCUGUCAGAGCUCAAAUCCUUCAAUAAUGAGCUGUCAGAACAGCAGGCUAAAAUAAUAGGCUUGUCACAGAGUCUAGAUGCCAUAAGCUACUAUAUCUCACCAGAAGCUUUAAGUUUAAAUAAGACCAAACUUCAAGAACUGAAAACCCAAAUCAACGAAUUAUCUGAUGGUUUGAGGGCAAGAAUCAACAAUUGCUCGGAUGCCAUUUUAGCUAAACACGAAUCACAAGCUAAAAUCGGUCAAUUCACCAAUUGGAUUUACGACUUUAAAAAUAAUGUUUCCAGAUUGGAUGAAAUAUUCCCAGACAACAUAGAUGCUGUUUUAAUAAAUGUACAUAGUCUUCUUCAAGAGCAUUCAGAAAAACAGCCAGCGUUCAAUGAAAUAUACGAAGAAGUCAAGGAAAUAUCACUGAGAUCUUCAGGUGGUGAGAACGAAGCCAUUGCUUCCGAGUACACUAACAUUUCCAAAAGCUAUCAAGAGAUCCAUGAUAACCUAUUGGACAAAAAGAAAGCUUUAGAAAAAUGGUCCGAGUUGAUGAAUUGGUACAACGAAUCACUCAAUCAACUCCAACAUUUGAACUACCAAACCGAAAGUAAGAAUGCUUCUGAAGGUAAUCUCCAAGCAGUCUUGCCAGAAAUAAAUUCCAUCUCCAAUAAGAUAACCAUGUGGAAAGACAGAAUACCAACCUUCGAAAACAUGCGUAAUGUUGAAAUAAUCAAUAGACAAACUGGACUUCCGUUAACAGCAGAACAACUCAUACGAGAAAUAGAGAUGAAAACAACUCAUUUGAAAUCGAAUGUUGAAAAGAAAAUAGACGAUUUGAAUAAUCUGAAGAAUCAUUGGCAGUCAUUCCAAACUUUACAAGAAAACCUACAAAAGAAUUUGAAUGAACUCAGAAUUCAGUCUUCAAGUGUUUAUUCAAUGAUUGAACAACCAUCUGAUGUAGCCAUUGCAUUGGAACAUCUAAACAACCUUUCAGAUCAGUCUGAAAAUGUUAAACUCAAGGAGGAUUUGAGGAAAGAAGGACUCUACCUAACCAAAGAAGACAUCCAGAACGUUUCUAUCAUACAAGGAGCUAUAUCUCAAAUUGAAUCAGAGUGGAGUAAAGCCAUUGAAGACAUAAGAAAUCAAAAAUUGAUCAUUUCCAAUGCUCUAGCCGGUUGGAAAGAUUUCCAAGAAGCCAAAAACCGUGUAGCUAAAGAGAUUUCAGAUUUGAACGAAGGUAUUCAAAAUUUCGAAACCCCUAAUGAUCUCUUACAAGCCAAAGUCAACUUCGAGAAAGCGACCAAGCUUUUAGAAGCAUUCAAAAGAUUCAAACUCACUUUAGAUAAAUUGGAAACCAAAGGUCAGAUGGUUAUCAAGAAAUGUGAAAACAUACCAGUACUACAAGCUGAAAUAAAAGAUGGAAUUCAAGAAAUGAGCGGGAGUUGGUCAUCCAUUUAUGAGAAUAUCUUGAAUUUGGUUCAGAGAACGGAAUCCCAAGUAACAAUAUGGAAAGAUAUUGAUAAUACGAAGAACGACCUAUUGAAAUGGUUAGGUGAGCAGAAUACUGCCUUCACUAGUGCUAUAGAAAAACCUAAUGAAGUUGAGACUGCCAAAAUGCAAUUAGAAAAAUAUAGAGAAGAGUUACCUCUUUAUUCCAGAUUGAAACAGAGUCUGUCAGUAAAAUGCGAACAGUUGAGAAAGCUCUCAAAUGAAGAUAUCCCUCCUUUACAAAUUCUCAACCAAGUUAUUUCAGAUCAGUUUGAAACCGUUGAAAUUAAUGCUAAGAAACUGAGUGAACUGACUUCAAACUUUGGGGAUGCCAAGAAGAAUAUCCAGGACAAACUCAAGGUUAUCAACAAUAAAAUAAGCACAAUGAGAGAGCAAAUAAUAAAAUGUGAAGAUCUUGGUGGAGACAACAGACAGGUUGUUGAAAGAGUACUCAAAAUACAAAACCACAAGAAAGAACUCAAACAAUGUGAAGGUGAAAUCGAAGAAUUGGAGCAAGAUCUCAAGCAGAUCAAAAUUAUGUACCCUAAUCUCAUUGAAGGUGUUUUCCCAAAAGAACAACAAUUGAUAAAGAAGAGAUACGAUGAUCUUAUGAAUCAUUCUCACAAAAUCGAGAACACUCUGCUGGGAUUCUUGAAGAAAGUCCAUUCGGAAAAGUUCGGAGUGUUACAAAGAUUGAUUGCGACUCAUAAAGAGAAGAUUGAGUGGUGCACACCUGAUAGCCUUGCUGAUAAGUACAAUUUGGAAGUUAAACUGAAGUCUCUUCUUCCUAUUGAAAAAGCUCUGGAAGAUUGUGAAGCUAAAGCUACAGAAGUUGAAAACUCCCUAGCUUUGAUAACAGAGGUUGAGCAUCCAGAAGUAAUAAAAUUGCUUCAAGCUGAAAGAGAUCACCUUUUCUUAGAAUUGACUAACUUGAAGAGAAAUUUCGCUGAAACCAAGAACACUCUCGAGAAUGCUGUAGAUCUUCACCAGAAAUACGAGCAACUUGUCGAAGAGGUAUCAUCAUGGUUAAAAAUUAAAGAGAAUGAUAUGAAAGUAAUUAGUAGCGCACCAAUGGAUGUCUACGAUCUAGACAACAAAAUCAAGGAAAUGACGGAUUUAAAUACAGAAAUUAUAAAUUUUGAGGAAAAUGUUAACAGCUUGAAACCCAUAAGCUCCCAGCUUUCUGGUGAGAAAUCAGAAGAUAGGAUCACUCAACACGUUGAUCACUUAAAUACUCGUUACUCCACUCUGAAAAAUUUCAUGACAAAUUACAUCAAGAAAUUGAAGGAACUCAACACAUACAAAGAACGUUACCAAAAAUCUGUUCGAAAUGUUGAAAACUGGUUGACAAAAGCCGAGAAGAAAGUCAAGUCAUUUGAGACUGCCAAACCAGACCAAGCUACUCUUGGAGAAUUGAAAGGAUUUUCGGUGGAAAAAGAAGAAGGUCAAAACUUACUGACCACAGCUGUUGCGAAUGGAGAAGCAAUGUUCCCUGGUAUCACUCCAGAAAAUAGAGACACCAUCAGAAACGAACUCAGGAUCUUGAGGGAAAAAGCUGAACGACUUAUCGAAGAAGUAAACAACUUAUAUAAAAACGUUGAAGCGGUUCUCACCCAGAAAAACUCUUUCGAAGACAGUUUGCAACAAAUAAAGAUAUGGAUGAACGACUUAGAUGAGAAAGUAGCAGAUGAAUAUGUGCUAGACAAAACAUUACCAGAAAAGCGAGAAACUUUGUAUAAUUACAAAGUCAUUGAACAUGACAUUGACCUCCACAAGACGAUACUCAAGAAGAUGAAAGAUUCAAUCGCUGAACUAAACGAUAAAGAAGCACAACAAGCAGUAGAUGAAAAAAUUGAAAAGUGCAAUAAUCUACUUGCUAGAGUUAACAAAUAUCGUCAAACUUCCGAAGACUAUGUGAAACAACAUGAAAAUUACGAUGCAGCCAUUGAAAAUUGUAGAAAUUGGCUAGAUGCACUUACAUCAGAAGCUGUUCUUCUGAUGGAGGACUCUUCAUCAUAUUCCGCUGAGUCGAAGUUAUCAAUGGUACAAGAUUUGUUGUCACAAGAAGAACAAGGUGAUGAAAUCGUUGAAAAAUGUAAAGAUCAGCUCCAAUGCGUCUUGGGACAGACUGCAGAAGACGGACAUCCACCACUGAAGAACGCUUUCGAAGAACAAAAAAAAUCAUGGCAAUCAUUCCUGCAAUUAUGUUCAACUGCGCAACAGCAACUGAACGACAUAUCCACACAAUAUUCAAAGCUUGAAAGCUCAAUCAAAGAACUUGAAGAUUGGCUCAAAAUUAAGGAAAACCAAGUGAGAGAUCAGAGUUUGAAAAGUACAGAGGAGACCAAGCGUGCUCAUCUCAACAAGUUGGAAUCGUUGAAUGAGGAGAUUCUAUCGAAAGAAGAAGAUUUCAAGAAUUUAUCGAAAGAGUAUAGUAAGCUGGAUUCUAAUAUGAAAAUCCCCACACUCAUAACAAGGUACGAAACUUUGAAGAAUUCUUCCAAAGAAAACAUACGAAAAUAUAGAAUGCUAGUAGAAGAACAUAAGCACUUCAACGAUGCCUACAACACUUUGAUUCACUGGCUCACAGAAAAAGCUGAAGAUCUGCAAGAUUUAAGCCAUAUUGUAGGAGAUGUUGCAGUUAUACAAAACAGACACAAGGACAUUGAAUUGCUGAUGGAAGAGAGGAACAAAAAUAGCUCUGAAUUUGAUGCUCUCCUCGAGAGAGGUGAGAAAUUAUACUCCCAUACAUCUCCAGACGGUAGAGAGAUAAUAAGACAACAACUCAAGAAUCUAAGAACCAUUUGGGAUAGUUUUGCGGAUGAUCUGCAGAAUUCUAGUCACAAACUCGACCAAUGUUUGGUUCAGUUCUCCGAUUUCACAAUGACUCAAGAACAACUUACGAAAUGGCUCAAAGAUGUUGAGAAAGCAAUGCAACAGCAUACUGAAUUGAAAUGUACUCUACAAGAAAAGAGAGCCCAAUUCCAAAACCAUAAAAUAAUGCAUCAAGAAAUUAUGUCUCAUCAACAGUUAGUCGAAGCUGUCUGCGAUAAGGCACAAAAGUUAGUGGACCAAACUCAAGAUAAAUCUUUGAAUAUGUAUCUCCAAUCGAUCAAACAAUUAUUCCAGAACAUCGAGACUAAAUCUGAAGAACUUUUGAAUAAUUUAGAUGCUUGUGUGAAUAAACAUAUUGAUUUCAAUGAUAGUGUGGCAUCUUUCAAAGAGUGGCUUAGGGAGGUAAGAGAAAAAUUACAAGAAUUUUACGAAACAACUGGAGACAAAAAUGAUUUAGAAAAGAGGGUUUCGGUUAUCACUACAACAAAAACUAGACAUACUAAAGAGGGGGAAGAAUUACUGGGAAAGAUAAAAGAAAAAUUGAUUUCCACUGCGAGGAGUACAGCACCAGAAGGUGUUGAGAUCUUGAAGACGGAACUACAAGAACUUUCUGCUUCGUUCGCUGAUUAUUUAGCUGAAAUAGAUAAAUGUUUGGAACGACAAAAUGCUGCUCUCAAAGAAUGGGAAAACUUUGAUAACACUCACGAAGAACUAUCUAAUUGGUGCAAAACUGCAGAAGCUUCUCUCAGAGAACAGCCUCUCCAAAACACCUUAGAUGACAAGAUGAAAAUGAGCAGAAACUUCGUCAACCAAAAAGAGAAGGUUUCUGAGAAAGAGUCAGCAAUAGAUCAACUGAUCGAUUCUGCUCAUAGCUUAGCUCAAAAAAGCGGCAUUCAAAAGAUUCAACCUCUCAUAUCCCAAUUAGGUUCUAAAUACUUACAACUCAAAACCCUGGCCAAAGAUGUAGUUGACAGAUGGGAACUAAUAGUUGAUGAUCAUAAGAACUACCAAAGAAAACUACACGAUACUGAUUCAUGGAUAGGGCAACUGGAAAACAGUUUGAAAACUUUGAAAUCUGAAAACAUGGAUGACUCAGUGAAGAGGCUUCAACUCAUUUUGGCUGAAAAAGAUCAGGGAGAACACCAAGUGAGUGCUUUGUUGUUAGUUGGUGAGAAAUUAUUGCCAGACACAGCUACUCAAGGGAGAGAAGCUAUCAGAAGUGAACUGAGGAGUAUAAGACAAAGAUGGGAUGAACUUUUCGAAGAUGUGAGAAAGUACCAGAAAGAGCAAGAAGCUCAAAGUCAUCAAUUGUCCAGCUACCAAGACAUCCUUCAACAAACUUUGACUUGGUUAAAUGCCAUGGAGAGUAAUAUUGAGCUGAAUCCUGCUCAAUGGAAUAGCUCGCAAGAAAUCAGAGCUAAGCUAUUGAAACACAGGACUCUGAACCAAGAAAUCAUUGGACAUCGAAAGAUUAUCGAAGAUGUAACCGCCAAAGCACAAUACGUUGUGCAGUCUACUAGCAACAAAGAAAAGACUUUGCCAGUAAAGGAACAGAUAGAAUCAAUCGAGAGCAGAUAUGCUGCACUGGUUAACAAUUCCCAAAUUAAUAUCAAGAAAUUGGAAAAAUGUCUCGAAGUAUACCACCAAUUCUAUGAGCUACACAAGGAUCACCAAGACACUCAGAAACAAGAGUGGGAUGACUUGAAUAACUACAAUGACUUAGACGGAAGCAAAGAUGUAUUACAAGAACGUCUAAACCACAUAGUAGAACUCCAAGAUCAUCUUACCGAGAAUGCGCUCAAAAUAAAGGAUCUGGAAGCUUUUGUAGCUGAUAAGAUAUCAAUUUUGCCAGCUAGAAUCCAAGAACAAAUGCAGAGGGAUGUUUCAAAUCUCAAAUACGACCAAAAUAAGUUUAUUUCGGCUCUCAUGGAUGCAAAAUCCAACUUGGAAUCACGUCUAGCUCAAUGGAAUGACUUUGAGAGUUUACUGGAAAAACUCUUAUCAUCUCUCAACGAUUCUGAAGCAAUCCUAAAGAAUUUCUCAUUAAAAUCAACUUCAGAUGAGAAGCAAGAACAGUUGGAGAGAUACCAAGGACUUUUCUCCAGUUUGUCAGUGAUAGAGAAACAAAUAGAUGAAAUGUCUGACAAUCUGAAUGAACUGGUUCAGAACAGCGGCGAUUCUAGAGUUUCUGUCAAUAUCCAGCAAAUUACUUCGAGAUUCCAAUCAAUCCACUUAGCAGCCAAAGAAAUACUGAAGAAAUGCGAACAAGCUUUCACGGAUCACAAAUUUUACAACGAGAAAUACCGUCAGUGUUCUGAUUGGAUAUCUGCAGCACAAGCCAAGUUUUCAGUCCACCAAAAGAAUAUCGACAGUGGUUCAAGAGAUGUUCUUACCGAAGAAGCUCAAGUUUUGAGCGAACUGUUAGCGGAAGAAGUCAGUGCUACUCUACUGCUCAACAAUGUAGUAGAAUUGGGUGAAAAAUUAUACCCCAAUACGUCAACUGAAGGCAGAGAAAUUAUCGCCAAUCAAUUGAAAGAUUUGCAGCAGUCUAUGGAGAAUCUAUUUGACACUUUAAACGCUUCCGAUAGACAGCUAAAGUCAAGUUUGACAAGGUGGUCGAGCUUCGAAGAAAGCAGCGAGAAGCUUCAUAAAUGGCUGGAAGGAAUAGAGAAUCAAUUGAUAGAAUUGAAAUUAUGGUCGACUUUAGACGAAAAGAAAAACCAGUUGAUGGAAUACAAGAAUUUGAAUUACGAAAUUACUUCGCAUAAACAAAAUCUACUAGAAUUGGAGGAGAGACUGCAAAACUUGCCAAACGUAAAUGAUAAUCUAACUUCAGAUCUUCAGGUGCUGAAAGAUAGGCAAGAAACCAUGACGAAGAGAGCAGAAGAGUUUCUUGCCAUCUACGAAACAAUAGUAAGCGAACACAUCAAGUUCGAUCAAGCUGCAGAUGUGGCUAGGAAGUGGUUGGAAAUGACUAACGCUAGUGUUUCUGUCUGGAGCGAUGCAAGUUUGGAUAGAACGAGUUUGCAUACAAAUUUGGACAAGCUGAAGAAUUUGAAAUCUUCAUUGAGGGAUGAAGAGUCCAGGGUUUUGACAUUAAAAUCUUUGGGAGACAAGGUGAUUAACAGAACUGAGCAGGACGGUCGCUCAAGCAUUAGGUUGAUUGUUGAAGAAGUUCAACAAGAAUGGGCUAAAUUAGUGUCUAUCUUGAACAGCUCCAUCGAUCAGGUACAAUCCAAAAUCAAUAGUUGGGAAGAAUACGACCGUCUAAAAGAACAAUGCUCAAUUUGGAUCAGAAACGCAGAUUCAGAACUGCAUUCCAUAAACCUCAAGGCCAGCGCAGAGGAAAAGAAAGGCCAACUGGAUCGACUCAUCACUUUACAAGGUGAAAUAAGAGCAAAGGAACUGGAGAUUGACCAGCUCACAGAGAAAGGACAACAGUUGACCAAAGGAGCCAAUAAACGAAAUUCUCAAAUACCCGAAAUCGAAGCUAAAUACCAACAGAUAUCCCAAAAAGUUAAGGAUACUACUGCGAAAUGGCAACAGUUUGUCAUUUCUCACCAAGAUCUAGACUCACGAAUUCUCCAGUUGGAAGAAUGGUUGAGCAGUUUGAGAAACAAGCUAACGAACUGCGAGAAUAUCAAGAAUGCUACCCAGAAAGAAAUCGAGAAGAAGAUUACAGUGAUACAAGAGAUUUUCCUAACGAAGGAAGAGGGUUUCCAGAAAAUGCAGUCUCUAGUGGAACAAGCCCAAACUGUACUAGCCAACACUGCUUCAAAUGGACAUUCAGCUAUCAACGAACAAGUCUCCAGGCUUCAAGAAGAAUGGUCUGCUAUUGCUUCACGUAUGAUCGAAACUAAAAACAUACUGGACAACGCUCUGACCAAAUGGACUGGAAUUAUUCAGGAAAUCAAUGAUCUGAGCAAAAUAAUUGAGUUGAUGCAAUCGCAGAUAGCUGAACAUUCGGUAUAUUGCGGAACCAUUUCAGAGAAAAAGAACCAAGUGGAUUCGUUGAAAAAAAUCGAAGAGAAGGCUAGGUGUGAAAAGAACGAAGUUGACAACUUAAAACAAAUAGCUAGCAAUAUUUUUGCCACUCAACAAGGAGAUGACGUGGUUAAGUGUCAAGAUAUUCUCGAUGAAUUCGACGAUUGCGUACAGAAAAUUCAGAAAUUGCUAAGAGACAGGGAAUGCCAAUAUCGUGACCAUAAACUGUACAGAGAAGCUUACGACGAACUUCAGAGAUGGAUGAUAAGGGCCCAAGAGAAAGUGCCGCAGUUUAAGCAGAGGCCCCUUGGUGCUGAGUUGACAGUAGACAGCUUUUCUGGUCCCUUGGACCAUCUCCUGAACAAGAAGGCUCAGGGUGAAAUACUCAUAGAAAAUUUGGAACAUACCGCUCAAGUAGUUCUACCACAUACUAACGAAAGUGGACAGACAGCCAUCAAAAAUGACAUAGGAGCCCUUAAAGAAGCAUUCGAGCGACUAUUCAAAGAUAUACAAGAACAAAGGGAUCAAUUAGGAGUAGUCCUAGAAUUUUGGAGAGAAUACAAGGACGAUUACGAAAGGAUUUCGGAUUGGCUGCAACAAAUAGCAAUCCUGGUCAAAAACCAGAAGAUAGCCCUGUGCGCCAAUCUUAAGGAAAAAGAGAAGCAAGUGAAGACAGCCGAAGAUCUACUCAAGCAGUUCGAGGACGGCAGGAAGCAAAUAGAUAAACUCAAUGAUUCUGCAAAAAUCCUGAUCAAGUCACCGUUGGAAACCCACGUGAACAACCAGCUGCAACAACUGAACUCAAGGUAUGAAGUGGAAUUAAACAUCACCAAGGACGUUUUGAAGAAGAUAGAAAAUAAUUACAAUCAACACAAGGAAUACAAUGAUAACUUGGAGAAGAGCAGGGCUUGGAUAGAUAGAGCCAAAGAUUUGAUCAGGGUGUGCUCUGAAACCACUUCGCUGACCAGUAAAGACAUCUUGCAGGACCACCUUAGGCAGAUACAAAAUCUGAUAGGAGAACGCGAUGUAGGCCAAAGUCUCAUCCAUACCACUGUCAAUUUGGGUGAAAAAGUGGUCAGAAACACACGCUCUGAUGGCAAGGAAGUCAUCAACAGUGAACUCAAGGAAAUCCAAAACGAUUGGGAUAGGGUAGUGAAGAAGAUGUCCUCGGCAAAGGUCCACUUAGAGACGCAACUCUUGCAAUGGGCAGACUAUGACAGUUCCUACUACAACCUGCAGCAAUGGAUUACAGAGAGAGAGGCCAAAUUGCAGCAAGUCACCGAGGUCAAGAUCACCAAAACAGGAAAAACAGGAUUGGGUGCUCUGCCUAUUGGAGAGAGGAAAGCUACACUCAGAGAAACCGGUAAUAUAGUUCAAGAUCUGGUUUCUUUCGAGCCCAUGAUACAAUCGGUGACGUCUAAAGCUGAAGAUUUGAAGCAGGCAGCUCCAGCUUCAGAGAUAUCUUCGAAAUACGAGAACCUAUCAAAGCAAGCCCAGGCGUUGUACGAGAAACAGAAGGAAACUAUUGAUUCUCAUGAAACUUUCAUCGAGGCUGGUACAAACUUUGUUCAAUGGAUACGAAUGGCCAGAGAAAGACUGGGUAAAUGCUCUGAUCCAACAGGAGAUAAAGAAAGCCUUGGUAGCAAACUGUCUCAGAUCAAAGCCCUACAGAAUGAACUUCCGGAAGGCCAGAAAAAAUUAGAGUUGGCCUUGGAAAAGGGAGAUAAGGCUUGCAACUAUGCGGACGAAGAUGAUAGAGAAAUAAUUGAAGAAGAAGUGGGUCUUCUUCAAGACGAAUUUGACAAUUAUACUGAAUUACUUUCCAAUACGAAGAAUCUUUUGGAAGUUGGGUUGGUCAAAUGGACAGACUACGAAGAACAAUACCAAGAAGCCCUGAAAUGGCUGACUAGGAAAGAAGAGAAAAUUCAAUCCUUCAACAAACUCCAGAACAGCCUGGAGGAUAAAAGAACUGUAUUGGAACAGUUCCAACAACAUCUCCAAACGUUAUUCGAUUGGCAGAGUGAAUUAGAUCGGUUGAACAUGAGAGCACAAGCUUUGUUGGAAACGUGUUCUGACACAAGAAUAAGCAAUGCUGUCACACAACUAGCUACAAAAUAUGGCACUAUAUUAACUCUGGCCAAAGAAAUUAUGCGCAGAUUGGAACUACAUUACCAGGAACAUCAACAACACAGUACGUUGUGCUUGGAGUGUCAAGAUUGGUUAGACAGGACCAAGGAAAGACUUGGCAAUUGCUUGGAAAUUCCAAAUACUCUCUUAGAAGUCAACAACAAACUCCAAAUCGUGAAAAGCAUAAGAGCAUCCAUUGAACAAGGACAAAACAAAUUGAGAUACAUUCUAGAACUCAAAGAGAGAGUUGUUAUAAACACAGAAAAGGCAGGAGCAGAGAAGAUCCAAGAGGAAACCGAAAAUCUCAAACAAGACAUGGAAAAACUUCUGAAUACUUUGAACGAAGCUAGAGGUCAACUAAGCGCCAGAGCAAAUCAACUGGAGGAGAUUGACAAAUUGUGCAAAAUUCUCAAAGAACUCUUAGAUGACGUUGAGCAUCAAGUUAAACCUCAGGAUGAAUUCCUCCAUGAUUUGGGAGAGAAGAAAGCUAGGCUUGAAAAAUUGAGGGCUGCGUUGAAGGAGUUGAAAUCGCAACAUGAGUUGGUGGAAAAACUCGAAACAAAAAUAGAAGAAAACAACGCUACUGGUGACAACUACAAAAGCUGUAUUGAAAGGUACAGAAGUCUGACAAAAGAAAUCGAAGGUAUGACUGAGACUUUGGAGAAACAAGUAUCUGAUCAUCAAAAAUACAAGAAUCUUUAUGAUGAAACUAUAGAAUGGAUAAAGUUGAAACAAAUGGAAGUUCAAAACUGUACUAAUCUGCAUAUUGAGCUGGAAGAGAUUGAGGAAAAAGAGAAAGCAAUCAAUGAAAUUGUUGAAGUUCUUCCUGAAGGUGAGGACUUGGUUCACAGAACGAUUGAGCUCAGCAUAUUGGUUUUGAAGUCUACCGGUGAUGAAGGUCAAGAUAACAUCAAACAGGACAUAGACAGCUUAAACAACAUCUGGGAAGGAUUCCAAGUAUUGUGUUCAGAAACCCAGAAAUCUUUAGUCCGAUGCAAGGAUGCAUGGAACGAAUUCCUCCAGAUACACAAAAAAUUGAGAUCUUGUAUUGAAUCCCAUCAAGAUCGAUUGAACGUUCUUAGUAAGAAAGAAAAACAUACUCACGAAGAUUUGGAAAAGGCCAAAGAACUUCUGGAAGAGAUAAACGGUUUCAAGGAUGAUCUAGAAACACUAACAGAUGCCUGUGAUUUGGUUAUGGAACAGAGUGCUGUUGGUUGGGUUAGAGACAAAACCGUUGAGCUACAAAGUAUGUACUUGGUACUCCUCACCAAUGUACAAGAUACGAUUUCCAGGAUCGAAAAAACUUUAUCUGACCACACCGAAUUCUUGAAAGCUAAAUCUAUAUUAGAACAGUGGUUGUUUGAGGCUCACAGUACCAUUCAAGACUGUGUAGGUGUUGGUGAUGAAACCACUAUAAAGGAAAGAUUGGACAAGAUCGCUAAGUGUUCGGCAAGAUUACCUGAAGGUCAAAGCAUGCUUUCAAAUCUACAAGAAGCGUUUGCAAAGGCCAUCAACGUUGUACCUACUGACCAACAAGAAUCUUUGAGAGAAGAUGUUUCGACCCUGCGAAACAGCUGGGACCAACUCAACUUGGACCUGGUUGCAAUACAAGCCCAACUGAAGGUUUCUUUGAAUAGAUGGAUAGAAUUUAACGAAACCAAGUAUUCCUUGAUGAAGUGGCUUUCUAAUAAAGAGGAUGUCCUGGAUCAGAAUUACAACACCAAGGGAGAAUAUAGUGAGAUGAAGACGUUGCUAGAACGUUACAAAAACUUGAAGGUAGAAAUUAUGAAAAAGCAGGACGAUAUAGACAGAUUCAAGAACGAGGCUGACGAGUUGAGCAAAUGGUCUAAAAGCAAAACCAUCAUUGAUGAAGCCGACCAGAUACAAACGUUACACGCCAAUCUUAUCAACAAAUGUGACAGGGUGAGAGAUAAUAUAGAGUCAGAAAUCAAGGAGUACACAGUCUAUCAACAAUCACUACAAGAUGUGGAGAAGUGGCUACUGCAGACUUCUUUCAAGCUUAUGAAUCAAAACUCCUUAUACAUAUCCAGCAAGGAACAGACGGAGGCUCAGAUCGGUGAGCAGGAGAAGAGCAUACAGGAAAUUCAAAACUUCCAGUCGAACUUGGAUGAUGUGAGAGCCAAGGGACAAAUGCAGAUAAACCGCUAUCUCUCUGAUACACCAAACAUACAGGAAACAAUAGGGAAGCAACUGGACAAUGUUCAGAGCAGCUACGACUCGCUGCUGAAGACAGCCCUUCAGAUCAAGAGUAGACUGCUGGAAUCUCUGGUUAAAUUCAAGGAGUACGAGGCCACUUUGGAGGACAUCAUGUCUAAUUUAGCCAAAUACGAGGCUACUUUCUCUGAAGUUGUGGCUAAUCCUGCAGAUCAGCUGGAAGAGGCUGAAGAGCAGCUGAAAACCGUCAGGGGUUUACAUGAAAAAUUACAAGGUGAGAAGACUAGGCUGGCGUUAGCGGUACAGGCUUGUGAAUCUGCAGCUUCCAUGAGCAGACCAGGAAGUCCUAGGGAUCUAAACGCUCCUGCUGUGCCAGCCAAAGAGCUAGAAUGCAGAGCUAGGUUGAAUGACGACAUCGAUCAGGAAAACAAGGAGUCUUCAGAAUCAAAUAGUUCACCAAGAAAAUUGAGCUUGCUAUUUGAACAUCUCGAAGAACCUGGAAUUGUCAAAAAACUUCAUUUGAUCUUGGUCGAGGUUCAAUCUUAUCUCGGUCAACUGACAGCUACAGUUACCGAGCUACAAGAACGAGAAAAACAGAAAGCAGAUCUCAAACAGUGGGUCGAAGCACAAAAAUUAAUUGUAAACGACUGGAGAAACAAACCAACAAAAUUGAGAGCAGAUGCUGCUAAGCAAGAUUUGAAUAACAUGAACGAGCUCUUGAUGUCUAUAACUCAACGCAAACAACAGCUACUCACAGAUUUCCCAGACUCUUCAGACCUAGAACUGCUUUUAGAUGAUUUGGAGUCUCAAUUGAUAGACCUGAUCGCUCAGAGAAAGAGCCACCAGGAGUUGAUAGAAGACUAUAGAAAGCACCUUCAAAGUAUCAACGGUUGGUUUGAUAGCAUCGCCAAACAGAUAGACGCAAUCGAUAAGGGUUCUGGUCUGAAUUGCCAACAGAAACAGUCCACCGUAUCAGAGCUCAAGACAGAAUUCGAAGAGAGCAGUCCAGAGAAGCUAGAUCGCGUGAAAACUCUAGCCGCUACUAUAAUCAGCCUUGUCAAUAACCUAGAUUCCCAACAGAUCGAGGAACAAAUGAAAUCACUAGAGAGGAAGUAUAACGACAUCCAAAAGCGAUUGCAGAGGAAGCUACAGAUCUUGGAAAUGACUCAGAAAGGUAUCGAUGACACUAAGAACGAAAUCGAGAAUGCCAGGGAUUGGGUGCAAACACAAUUGGUCAAUCUGAGGAAACAGGAACCUUUAGGUUUCGAAGUACACAGAACUGAGGAUAGAUUGAACUCUUUGAAGGCUCUUCUGAAGGAGACCGACAACAAGAACAUUCUGAGAGAUACUUUACUGAAACGGGUCAAUAAUAUGGUCAACGAAUUGGAACCUUCUGAGAAGACUCAACUAGAGAAUGCUCUGAGGAAUCUCAGCAGCGAACAAGAAGAACUAGUCGAGAACAUCAGGAAGGAAAUUGAUAAGACAAUAGCUGCUGGUAACACUCGUAAAAACUUGGAAGCGAAUCUGGAAAGAGCUAAAACUUGGUUGCAAGCUAAAAACGCUGAGGUCAGGAAGCUGAGCGGAUAUUUGCCGUUACAAUCAACAGAAGUGAAACGUGAAAUAGACCAACAACAAACGUACGAGACCGAAAUAAGAGUAUUUGGUUCUGGAGACCUUAACGACUUGAUCAAACUGGGCAACAGUGUGCUGAAGGAAUGCAACGAAAGCGACGCUGAACGCUUACAAGCUAUGCUCGAUGAAAUAAAAGAUGAAUAUGAUAACUUGAAGCAGGAAUGCGAUCAGAAGAUCAAAGCAUUGACUGAUCUUUUCCAAGGAAGAAAAGAGUUCGAACAAGGCAUCAAUAAAUGUAUCGAUUGGUUGAAGCAAGCUGAAGUAGCAACCAAAUCAGAGAUACGUACGCCAAACUUGGAAAUUCUUGAGGAGCAACUAGUUAAGUAUCUAAGGUUAUUAGAGGAAUCCCAAGAGGUUCAAAACAACAUAGAUAAAAUAAUAGAGCAAGGAAAGGCAAUACUUCCAACAGUCAGCGAAUCCGACAAAUACAGCCUGAACCAAACCUUGGACGAUAUGAAGGACUGGCAUAAACGAAUCUCUGAUUUAAUCAAAGACAGAACCGAUGCUCUCAAACAAAACAUCCUUCAACUGAGAGAUGCCAAGAAUAAGAUAGAGGAGAGCAUCCAGUUCAUCAACGAUAUACAGGCUCAGCUGAAAGACCUCAACAAGCCUAUAGGGUCCAAGGUGGAAGAUGUCAGGGGCGUGCUGUCUAUCUACGAAAACAUCUUGAAAGAUCUCAAAGCCAACAAAGAGAAACUGAACAACGUUCCAGGCAGUGACGACCUUCAAAACGUUCUGAACACGCAAGACGAACUUAUUAAAUCCAUCGAGGAUCAAAUCUCAAGAUUGCGUCAACUUUUGUUGCUUCGCGAACAGUUCAUAGCUUUGAUUACUGAAAUUACCACUUUCAUAACCAAAUAUACGGAAAUUAUAAGAGAUAUAGAGAAACCUGGUGGAACUGUGGAGGAGAAGAUCAAGAAAUACGAUGAUGUCAUCACUCAUAUACAAGAAUGCGAGGCUGUUUUAGCUUCCGCUUAUGACAAAGGCCAACAGAUAGCUGCUGAUUGCAGUGUGCAGGAUCAGAACAGCAUAACCGAACAGCUGCAAUCGCUGAAGAACUCGUUGCUGAACCUCAGAAGAGCAGUGGAGAAGCAGAGACAAGAGCAUGAAAACACAGCAGCAGAACAUAAGAAACUAGCUGUGACUCUAGGCAAUAUUUUAGACUACUUGCACAGUAAAGAGGCUAAGGCCAAAUCCAGACCUCUCUUGAAACGUACCAUCAGCAGCGUAGAGACGGAGAUAGAAGAACAUGGCAAGUUCGCAGGUGAAAUCUUGAGCUACUUGGAGAAAAUCCGUUCAAUUCAACAAUCAACCAGGAACGAUGACAGCAUGCCUAGUUCCCUCCUGGAACAACUAUCAGAAGCUAGUUCUUUAUUGAACUCCUUGCCAAACGAGCUCAAGGAAAGGGAGAACUACCUAACCUCCAAUAAAGAGAUGAGAGAAAGGUACGAAGCGUUGAAACAGAAGUUCUUCCACUGGAUAAAAGAGGCGGAAAUCAGGUUGGAGUCCUACAAGGAAGGUGUCGACUUCGAGAACAUCCUCACCGACCUGGAGGAACACAAGAUCUUCUUCAGCACGGAGGCCAGCAUAAGGGAGCUGAUCUCGGUGAGCAUACAGAAGGCGGCUGACGAUAUUUGGCCUAGUUUGACGACCGGAGAGCAAGAGGAACUUGGAAGGGAACAGCAACAUCUGACGCAGACGUUGAAGAACACCUUGAACUCCGCCAAGAGCCAGAAGGCUAGGUUGGAGCAGAGUGCUGAUAUGUGGAAGCAGUACUGCCAGGCUAGGGAUAAGGUGGAGUCUGUUAUAGCUAGGAGCAAGUUCUUGGAUGAGCCCGUUUCGACCCUGGCUGGUCUGCAUUUCAACGUGCAGAAGAUAUCGCAUGCCUUAAACGACAUUCAGAACCAACAAUUCGAGCUUGACCUUUUCCUGCAAUCAGUGAACGAGGUUUCCGAACAGGCGGACGAAAGAAACAAGAAGAACAUAGAAGAACAAGGACAGAAGGUGUCCAACGAAUGGACACGGCUGGUUUCGGACUUGGAGACUAGAAGAGAUACCCUGACGAGCUUGGCCCAGGUCUGGGAGACCUUCGAAGGUCGCUGGCAAAACUUCGAGAGCCUUUUGGCUGGCAUCGAAGAGAGAUCGAAACAUAUAGAGACUGUUGUCAGGAAUAGGGACCAUGUGAUUGCCACGAAGAAGUUGGUCGAGGAACUGCAAUCGGAAGCAGCAUCACUUCAAAGCCACAAGGACGAGACUGUAGACUUGUCCAGGAAUAUAAUCGUCUUUUUGGAUGGUGUUUCAAAGACUUCUUCGAAGGUUCUCUCGGACAAAUUGACCCAACUGAACAGGAGUUACGAAGGGCUCAUAGAAACCCUAUCGAACAGAAGAACUCAAAUUGAGGUAGACUUAUCGAGGAUAGACCAGAUCCUCACUCAAAUAUCCAAACAGAAAGAGAGGUUAAACAGGCUGAAAGAAGAAGCCGACAGUUUUUACGUCUUCGACCAAGACAUCUACAAGACCGAAGAGGCUCUGCUCGAUCUCAAGAGACGCGUAGAAGCCGAACUAAGCAACAGCAAAACUUUAGCUGAAGAUAUAACGAAAACCUACGAAUCCCAAGGUUCUUUACCAUCGGACAUCGCCCAAGAACUCAACCAAUUGGAGCUCUGCGGUGAGACAGUCCUCAACGCAAUGGAGGAAAAGAACAGGGAGUUUAAGAAGGCACGAACAGUCAGGACUGAGUACCUAACCGACGUCGAAAAGGUCCAAUCCUGGAUCAAGGAAGCCGAGAUCAAAAUACAAGACAGAAGCAUCGAACCUCAAAUCCUUCACGAGCAUCUUCAGAAGGUUCAAUCUGAGAUCUCAGGGAUCUGGGAUCGUCUGGACAAGUUGACCAAGAAUGGUAAGGUCAUCGCCGAGAAGACUAGAGAAGAAAAGGAGGCACAACUGAUCCUUUCCACCAUCGCUGAUCUCACUGAUCAGUUACAAAGGGUCAAAACAUGGCUUGAAGAGAAGCGUCAGCAGGUAGGAGAGACUCUAGAUGCCUGGCAGAGAUUCUUGACGCUUUACAAGGCUGUGAUGGCUUGGGUGGAGGAAAAGAAGAUCUUCCUCCAAGAGCCGUUGUAUAUCAGCACGCUCCAAGAAGCCAAGCAGAGGCUACACGAUUAUAACAACGCUGUCAAGGGAUGUAAAAUAGCAACUAAAAACCUCAGUGACAUGGUGAAAGAGCUAGAGAGUAUAGGUAAUCACACUAGCGUUGGAGAUCUCCCCAAAAAGAUGGAAGAAGCCGAUGAGGCUAAAACGGAAGUAGAAGCUCUCAUCUUAGAAAGAAACGGACUCCUACAAGAAACCUCAGAAGAAUGGGAACAAUGCGAGAAGAAGAUGAAGGACGUGAGGAACUGGGUUGAGAAGAACAAGGCUUCUUUAGAAUCCCCGCAAAACAAGAAGAAGGCCCUAAGAGACCAGCACGCCUUAAGGGAGAAGAUGAUGGCUGACAUCCACACACAAAAGUCGAAGAUCUCCCUUUCUGUCAAGAAACUACAGCUCCACUUUAGCUCUGGCAUAAGCGGAGAAGCCAAGGUCACCGAAUCCGCCCAAGAACUUCUCAAAGAAUUGAAUGAUCUGGAAGAAGAUAUCAGACAAGAAACGGCCCAACUGGAGACAGCCAUAGCCCAAGUAGACCAGUACCAACUAGAGGUUCAGCAGCUCCGCCAACAGAUGGUACAGGUUGAACAACAGCUCAGAACGGCAAUGGCGCCAGUUCAUCUGGCUGAUGACAGAGACCAGGCCCUCAAAGAACAACAGACCUCAACAACACGGCGGAUUAAAGAACUGACGAUCGCCAUACAAGAACUGGAUCCCUACAACUACACAGCGUCCGCCACGAUGGUCAAUCUGGAUCUCAGCUAUGCAGAUAUUGCAGCAGGACGUUCCAAGUCCACGGAGAGAUUCGCCCAACCAUCUCAGGAUGAGCUGCAACAUCCACGACCUGCAAUCGAGUCAACUGCCUCCAUACCGGAGAUAAACGUCGAAACUAUCGUGACCAAACAGUCCAAACAAGCGUUCGCUAAACCAAAGACUAAACCAGUUAAACGUGAUCAAGAAGAAACGCAAAGAAGUCCGCGAAAAAGUAGAUCCCCUAGACGUAAAGAAACUGUAAUAAUCGUUGAACCAACCCGUACCGAAACUGUUAUAAGUGAAUGUGAUGAACCAAGCGAACAAAAUUACAACCUCGCGCCUAAGAUAGAGAAGAGAUUGAGAUCUCCGAGUCCCAUGUGGCAGCCGGGCUCAGUUCCAUACGCUGAGGUCUUGAAAGGCCAUCAUUCGGAGGAAAGUUCGAGCGUUUCCGUUUUUGAAACUGUAACCACUGAAACUCAGUAUGUGCGCGAUACCAACAUAGAACCUGCACGGCAAAUACACACUUCGACAGUAGCUUCAGUGCCGGUCUCGGACCCCCAAGUGACAUACACGUUGCAAGAUGCUUGGAGUCAAUACAUCAACACUUACACCAAUUCACAAAUGAUGCAAAUGCCGACUACUAACGUGCCUUACUACAGCUCUAUGCCGGGUACAACCUACUAUAUCCCGGUACCGGAAGCCAUUGGAUUCAUAGCUUCCGGUCAACAACUCAUCAAUUCCGGUCUUGGUACUUACCAUUCCUCUCAGCAGUACGAACCUCCAACUAACUAUGAGGCCACUCCCAACGUUCCAAUGAUAGAAGAAAGCACCGAAACCAACGUCGUUGAAAAUGUGGUGGAAUCCCCCAAGGAGACCGUUGAGGUACCACCGGAAACAAAACCGACUAAGACCUUCUCCUACGCAAGCAUCCUUUCCCAAGGUCUAGAAAAAACUAUCCAGCCAUCCAGUACGAAAACCACAAACGCGAAAGAGAUGUCUCCAAAGCCUGUACACAGUGCCAGGUCUGAGGACGAUGAAUAUAAGAAACCAAAGUCUACUCGUAAAGAAGAAGGCAACCUCCAUGUUGAUGAUAAACAACAUGGUUCUGGUAGAUGGUCACAUCGAAAUCGACACAACGAAGGCUAUGCUCAAAAGCGCGAAAAAACAACGAGAGAUAAGAGUGAUAAAUCUUAUAGUUCUCAGGAAGAUAACACAAAAGUAGAUUUAGAUGAAAUAAAGCCUCGAAAUACCCAUAAAAAACUAUAUAGCGACAAAAUUGAAAAACGCGAACAUUUGGAUAUAUCCGAACAAGUAUAUGUUACAGAAACAGAAUCUGAAAAAAUUGAUAUUUCUGAGGUGCCUUCUCAGAAAUCCAAACCCAUGGAACAAAAGAAAGACCAUCGAAAAAUUGUUCCAAAAUCAGAACAAGAUACUGCAAGUCUUGAUACCGAUACCGAUAAUAUAAGCAAACAAUCUAACAAAUCAGCUAAAAACAAAAAAUCGAAGAAAUCUAAAGACUCAGUAUCAUCAACUGAAAACGAAAAUCUUAGGAAGGUUGACGAAAAUAUUUCUGUACAACAAUCUCAAUCAAAAGUAUUGAAUAUCGAAGAAUCAACCCAAAUAACUGAUGCGAAGAGUUUGAAGAAGAAAUCGAAAAAGAGUAAAUCAGGAUCUAAAGCUUUAGAUCAAGUUGAUUCAGAGAAGAAACAAAUUGAUGAAACUCAGGAACCAAUACCAAAUCAAUCGGAAGAUAAUGCUCUGAAGACAUCAUCUAAGAAAAAGAAGAAGAAUAAAAAUAAGUCUGGUGUUGUACAAGUUGAUGAAUCUGGUGAAAACAAAUCAAUAGUGCAAACUGAAGAAUUCAUAAAAUCUGAAAUUACAACCUCUUCUAGUUCUCUUGUAUCCGAAAAUGUAAAGAUAACUCGUGAAUUUAUCGAAGAAGAGAAGAGUAAUAUUCCAGAAGAAUCCCCUAUAGUAAAAGAAGAGAGUGCUUCCAAAAAGAAGAAAACAUCAAAGAAAUCUGAAAAACAAAUUAAUGUUGACAUUAGCCCCAAAGACAAAUUGCGAAGUAAUGAAGAUGAAAUUGUCUCAGCAACAGAUACCUCAGAAAUGGUGGUCAAUAAAGAAGAAGUACUUUCUGAAACAAUAGAAUUAAAAUCUGACGUUCCAAUGGUGAUUGAAAAUAUUUGUCAAACUAAAAAAGUAAUAGAGCAGGAACAAGAUGAAACAGAACAACAAAUUUCGGAAAUAUCAGAAACAGUUAUCUCUGAAUCUAUUAGUACACAAAAAGCCAUUAGUGAAAAUAUGGAAAUUAUUUCAAAGGAAGGUGGCCAAGAAAGUGUUGGCAAAAAAAGAAAAUCUAAGAAAUCGAAGAAGAUGACAAAGAUCAAUGAGCCCGAUUCUGAAAUUAAAGUCAAUACUGAACUCGAAAAAUUAAAAGAAGAAUCACCAAUAUCAACAGAAAAUACCAACAAAAUAGAUAUAGAGAUCCAUAAUCCUUCUACUGAGUCGUCAACUGAAAAUGACUUCAAAACUGAUAAAGAUAAAAAUGCUGUUAAUAUCAAUGAAAAAACAUUGAUAGUUAAUGAAGAAAAUGUAGCCAAGAAAUCUAAAAAACCUAAGAAGAAACCUACAAUACAAGUGACUACUUCAGAUAAAAUUGAAGAGACCAAAAAACUUUUACACUCUGAAAUAGAAUCUACCGUUACUGAAGAAAGUAUUUGCAGUAAUGUUACUACUAAUACUAUAACAGAGUCAGUUGAGGCAGCUUCGAUUAAAAAUGAUCAAGAAGAACAUGUUCCCGUAGAAGAGUCAGUUAAUAUGAAUGCUGUUCCUAAGAAGAAAAAAUCUAAAAAAUCUAAAAAGAAAAAUGAAGUGUCUGAAAAUAAAUCAGAUGAAACAGAAACUUCUAGUGAAAAUUUGACAACUAGCCAAAGAACUGAGACAUUCAUUACAAAUGAGAAGGAACUAGAAAAUGUUGUGAGAGUGUCAACAGAAAUCACAGGGCUCGAAACCACAAAGUUGAUUCUCGAAAAAACAACCCAACAGACUGAAGUGGUGGAAACAGAUACCCAAAAAUCUUCGAUACAAUCAAAUGAAAGUUCUGUAACAACUGAACUCGUAGACAAAAAUGAAACUGAAACUAAAAAAUCGAAAAAGAAUAAAAAAAAGAAAAACACCAAACAAAACACGCAAACAUCAGAACCAAAAGAGACUGUAGAACAGCCGGAGAUUAGGAAAGAAAACAAACGAAUGUCUACUCAGACUACUGAAACUUGUUCUGCUAUAGUUUCAAAAGUUAAUGAAAUCCAAGAAACCGAAUCGCAAGAAGGAGUAGUCUCAAAAAUUGAAACUCGAAUACUACCGGGAAAAACACAGGAGGGAAUCACUAAAGUGACACUUAUUACUCAUGAGGAGAUCAGAACGAAACCAGUUAUAUCACUAAAAAUGAGGCUACCUUCAGAAAGAGAAAUCUCUGAGGAACAAAGGAAGGUUCCCUUAGAUGUAUUGGAUUUCCAAGAGGUAAGAGAAGAUUCAGGAGUAUUCAUCAGCCCUGGAGAUAUCGAACAGGCUAUAUUUGGUUCAGUGAAAGAACGUCCAAAAUACAGAACACAAACAGUUAUUACAGAAACCCGUAGUAGCAAACAAGAAGGGAAAAGAGAUCUAUCUGAAGUCCAGACUCUGCAAUCAGAAAACAUGAUCACUAGAACUGAAGAUCGAACUACAGGAACUGAAGAUAAGAUCUCCAGAACUGAUUCCAUUGUAGACCAAGAAGUCUCAGAUGUGAAUGACAUAUUGGACAUCUUGAAAGGCAGAGCGGAGGCUUACAACAAAAACAUAGACGUUAGUGAGAGUUCAGACGUCAACAAAAGCACCGAAAGCGAAUGCGCCUUCUUCAAAUCUUCCCAAGAUUCUGAGAUCUGUCGAUCCACGGUUCUUGAAAGAAGAACUCGCGUUGAAACCAAACGUACCAUGAUCACAACUUCGUCUUCUUCUAUGAACGUGAGUUCUAAAGUCGUGUAUGAGCAAAAUGGACAAGGCAAGGUAGAAAUCAGUAGUUCAAGUCCUAAUGAAACAGGAGAAAGUAGAGACGAAGGGCAAAUAUUGGCAAUCGAUGAUAGGAAAGAAAAGAAGACAGAAUAUGCUGGUCUUCCUAUUGAUAUCACGACUAACAUUCUAAAUAUUUUAGAUGAACCGAUGGAAUUCUCUGAUGAUGAAGUUGAAAUGAAAGUACGUGAAGAGAUUAUCAUUGAGGGUGGAAAAAAAUCUGAAAUAACUGUGUCUGAAAAAGUCAAUGUUCUCGGUGUUCAGGUUGAGCAAGUUGAACAGGUAUCGCCAGUAGCUAAAAAAGAAUACGCUGGACUGCCCAUAGAUAAUUCAACUGAUAUUUUUGAUUUACUAGACGAGCCAAUGGAAAUAUCAGAUGAAGAACAAGACCAAAUGAAGACUGAUGACGAAAUUAAACAAGAGUUACAAAAGAAAAUCAUAUCUCCUCCUAAAAAAGAAUACGCUGGGUUGCCUAUUGACGAGUCGAGUAAUAUUUUGGAUAUCUUAGAUGAACCGUUUCAAAUAUCAGAUGAAGAGCUAGAAAAUACUGAAACUAAACAACAAAUAGAAGAUACUUUGGAGGUCAAAGUUGAAGAGAAAGGAAUAACAUCUUUUCUGCAAAUGACAGAAAUUAUUACACCGAAAAGAGAGUACGCUGGAUUACCUAUCGAUGAUUCUAGCAACAUUCUUGAUCUUUUAGAUGAACCCAUAUCAAUGUCCGAUGAUGAAAAUGAUGUAAAACAAGUGAUAUCUAUUUCACAAGAUACAACAAUUUCUCUGCCUAAAAAAGAAUACGCAGGAUUGCCUAUCGAUGAUUCUAGCAACAUUCUUGAUCUUCUGGAUGAACCCAUACAAAUUCCAGAUGAUGAAAAUGAGAUAAAACAAGUGAUAUCUAUUUCACAAGGUACAACAAUUUCUCUGCCUAAAAAAGAAUACGCAGGAUUGCCUAUCGAUGAUUCUAGCAAUAUUCUUGAUCUUCUGGAUGAACCCAUACAGAUGUCCGAUGAUGAAAAUGAGGUUAAACAAACUAUAUCUAUUUCACAAGAGACGAAGACCACUACUCCUAAAAUAGAAUACGCUGGAUUGCCUAUUGAUGACUCUAGUAACAUCCUUGAUCUAUUGGAUGAACCUAUGCACAUAUCGGACGAUGAAAUCGAAGAAAAACAACCGUCAUCUGUUCAGAAAGAAACAAAGACCACACCACCUAAAAAAGAUUAUGCUGGACUGCCUAUUGAUGAGUCUAGUAAUAUUCUAGAUCUUUUGGAUGAACCUAUACAGCUAUCAGAUGAUGAAAACGAGGACGUAAAUGUUUUGCCAAACAUUCAAGAAUCAAAGAUUUCUUUGCCGAAGAAAGAUUACGCUGGAUUACCUAUAGAUGAAUCUAGUAACAUUCUCGACCUUCUGGACGAACCGAUGGAGAUGUCAGAUGAUGAAGAAACAGUGGCUAAAACUUUUGAGAACAAAGAAGUUGAUCAACCUAUUCCAGAGAACGUAAAAUCUGCCCCAACUGAAAAAGAGUCUAGUAAUAUUAUUGAUGUCUUAGAUGAGCCUAGUAAACUAUCAGAUGACGAAGUAAAAACUGUAAUUGAACAAGACUUGCCAAAACCAACAGCUACUAAGGAAGAGCACGGUGAACAACUGUCUAUUGUUGAAUCGAGCAGUGUAAUCGAUAUUUCUAGUCAAAGGAUUCAAACAACCCACAAAGGGAAUGAGCAUGAUCAAAUUGAAAAAUCUUCAAAAGAACAGGAUAAGAUGGUCACCACUUACGCUGAAAUUCUGAAAAAUAAAUUAGAUACAAAGACAGAAAAUGUUCCGUUAGAUAGUGCAUCCGGUAUGUCAAGUGUACAUGAACUGUUGAACCAACAGAUGAAAUCUUCCGAUGAAGUUAAAAUAUCAGAGAGUAUCACAACCAAAAUUACCGACUACCGAUUUGAAAGCAGAGAAAGUGACGACUUUAUUCGUAUAGAAGUGAUUGGGUCAGAAAUAGAAAGAAAAUCACCUGAAGAAACCCCAACUCCUUCACCAAUCAAAUCACCAGAACUUGGCACCGACGACGAAUAUGACAUUAUUCAUAAGGAUGAGUUGCCUUCCCCCAAAGAGGUUGAGGAUCAGAAAAGACCAACUGACUCGGAAUGUGUAAGUGUAGUGAGCAAACCUUCAAGUCUACUCAAACCUGACUCGGAAGAAGCUAGACAGAAACCUAAAAAGAAAAAAUCUGUCUCAUUUGGAUCUGCAGAUUUCAUUCCUCUAGAAUCAGAAAUACAACAGAGUUCAACAGAACAAUUCAUUGAAUUUGAAAAGAUAUCUGCUGCUGCAACAGUUGAGACUGUUUCCAGUAUAAAAUCUACAGAAUCUCAAAAAACAGAUAAAGGUGAUGUUGAUGAAGUUCCCAGUGUUAAGUCCAAAAAAGAAAAGAAGAAGAAAAAAUCUAAGCAAGCUCGUAGUGAAAAACCUGCUACUCCUGAUGAGAAAACUGAUCAACCAUCAAUUGCAUCUGAAGAAACAAAAGCUGCCAAAAAAGAGAAAAUUGAAAAAUUAGAGGCACAACCUAUUGUGGAGGCAUCAAAGACACAAUAUAGUAUAAAAGGAGCUAAAUUGGAAGAAGUAUAUGUAUCUCCAACGGAGUCGUUUGAAAUUGUUGAAACUCCAGAGGUUGAUCUAGAAGUUGUAGAAGUACUUAAGGAAGUAGAAAUCAAGGAAGAAAAUCUAAAACCUAAUGAAGAAGAAAAGAUUAAAUGUACAAGGUUAGAAUAUACCGAAACACCAGAAGAUCAAAAAAACAAAACUGAAAGUGUUGAUGUUGUAGCGACAAUUGAAACCAAAACCGAAAGUAUACCAAAAGGUGAUACAAUAUCGCCACAAGUUACUUCUCGAACAGAGAGAAGUCCUACUGAAAAACGUAGAGACUGCAGCACAUAUGAAGACAUCAUAAGAUUGAUAGGAUAUGACGUUAUAGAUCAGAGAAAAUCUGAAUUGAAUUGGCACGAGAAGAAAUUGAAGGACACUGAACAGAAAGAAGUCCAAGAAACAAGAACUCUUCAUCAAUCAUCAUCUGAGUUUUCUGAUGAAACAACAAAAGAAACUACUAUUAUUGACGCGAUCCCAUCAAAAAUGGUUCUCGAAGAAGUAUAUAUAGAACAGUAUAGUGACUUAAUUAAACUUGUUCAAUACAGAUUGUCGGACUUAUGGAAGAGUGAAAUACAGUGGCAGAUCUCCAAGAAUAAGAGAGAUUCUCCUGAACCAACAGAAGAAGAUAUAAUAGAAACUGAAAAGGUUGAAGUGAAAGAACAAAAAGAGACCAAACAGAUAGAACCAAAACAAAAAUUAGAGAUAAAACCAACCAGCCUAAUCAAAGUUGAUAUUUUCACAGAACAGUACAACGAUCUUUUCAAGUUAGUUCAGUAUAAUAUGCUCGAUUUGUGGAAAAAAGAAGAACUCUGGUAUGUUCUGAAGAGCAGAGAAGUUGAGAAUGUGAAUGUAGAAACACAAAAUGAACCAGUUGUGGAUAAUUCCAUCGAUAUGGAUAUUUCUAAGAGCAAAGAAGUUAGUGUUGAAAAUGUGGAAGUGCAGGAACAAAAUGAACAAGUUUUGGAACACUCAAUCGAUAUGGACAUUUCCAAGAGCAUGGAAGUUAGUGUUGAAAAUGCGCAAGUUCAGAAACAAAAUGGACAAGUUGUGAAAGACUUAAUAGAUGAGGACACUUCCAAGAACAAUGUCGAGAAUGUAAAAGAGCAAAUUUCUGAAAUCAAGAAAAUCAAUGUCGAGAGUGUGGGAGCACAAAAACAAGUUCUGGAAGAAUCAAUUCUUGAAAACAAAGAAGUUAUUAUAAAAAAUGUGAAAGAACAAAAACAAGAAGUACAAAUUAUGAAAGACUCAAUUGAUACCGACAUUCUCAAGAACAAAGAAGUUGAGAAUGUGAAAAUACAAAUUGAACUAUCUGUGCAAGACCCAACUGAUAUCAAACUUGCAAAACCACAAGAGGAUACAGUUAAAGCACCAAUUUUGGACACUAGAGGAAGAAAUAUAAGGCCUGAACAAUAUAACGACCUAGUGAAACUUGUUGAAUAUGGAUUACCACAGUUGUUGAGAAAAGAAAUUGAAUGGAAUAUAAGAAAGGUUAAAGAAAAUCAGGUGAUCACAAAAGAAACCGAACUAACUGAUGAGAAACCUCAAGUUUUGAUGAAUAUUCAUAAAGAUUUCAUCCGAUCUGAACAAUAUGAGGAUUUGAUCAAACUGAUCCAUUACAAAACACUCAAUUUUUACGAUAGUGAAAUACAAUGGCUCAUCAUCAAACAGUCUGAAAAUCAACAAGAAGAAAUUCUUGAUGAAGAACAAACGGAUUCUUCUCUGGAAUAUGAGGAGGCUGUCACCAUUGACGAAUCAUCAAGAGAAGAGGUUAUUGAUCUAGAAACAUUUAUACGAGAGGCUGAGGAGGCUGCCACAAUUGACGAAUCAUCAAAAGAACAGGUUAUUGAUCUGGAGAAAUUUAUACUAGAGGCUGAGGAGUAUCUCAAAACUAAAGAAGAGGAAAUUCGGUACGCUCAAUCAACUAAAGAAUUGUUAGAAAAGGAGAAAACAUACGAAUCGAUCUCAAAAGAUGUGGUUAACGUAGAGAAUGUUGAUUCAAUGCUAACUGAAGUUAAAGAUCAAAUAGUCCAUCCAAAUUCAAAAGCGAAAACUAUCGAAAAAGAAGAAUCUUUACAAUUUGCCACAUCUGAAGAGGUAUGUGGUAAAUUCAUAAAAAAGGAACAGAUGGAAGGUAGUACGACUACGCUCAAUGAAAAAUCUGAAACAAUAACAGUCAAACAAGAGGUUCUCGAAACUGUUGAGUCAGAACCAACUGCAAAAAAAGAAGAACAAAUUCAGCAGAAGGAAAAUGAGUUCGAAGUUGAGGAAGUAAGUGAAGAAAAAGAAAAAAUACCUGUUAACGUUGUCCCCUCAAAAUCAUCACCUGAUACUGCUAUCGAACUUGAAGAGGCAGUAGUAAGAGUACCAAUAAAUCUGAAGGAAAAUAUUGAAACAAAUAUUGAAGAACCUGAAGAAAACAUACUGGAAUAUCGAGAAGUACCAACAGAUUCUCAAGCUGUUGCAGUUCUAGACGAAAGUGUUUCCAUUAAAAACGAGAGAAACAGUCAAAGUGAAAUAGCAGAUGAAAUCGAAUCAAGUUUGGUAGUAAGUACUCAAAAAACCAAUUUGACCUUCGAAGAUAUACCAAAUAAUGCAGUGGAUAUACAAGAACAUAUUUCUGUUGAGAAAAUAGAGGUCUCUGAAGAAAACUAUGAUGAAUUCAUAUCUAGCUUGAAUCCAAACGCUGCUGAGUUUGUUCCUGGUCUCAGAAAUAUUGAGCCAACAUUCCAAACUACCAAUGAUAACUCAGAGACGUUCAUUUCGACCACAAAUUCUACCUGGUCCGAAGGAAAUACCUAUUUUGCUUAUGAAGAUCGUACUACCCACGCUUGGAUUGAUCAAAUACUUGAAGAUUCCGACCAUAUAACAACUUAUAAAACAACCGAAUUCAUCAAUAUCGUACCAUCAGAAAGAAGCACAACCGAAGAUUUCUUGUUGGUAGAGAAAACUAUCACAGAAACAGAAAGUAAAGAAAUCGAAUCGCCUAUAACAGAAGAAAUUCUUAACGUGGUUAGUGUUGAUGAGCAAAAGGAAAAUAAAUUGGAGAUGAGUGAAGCUAAGAUAGAACCAAUUAUUUGCACUGAUGAGAAUAUUCAGCAUUCUUUUGUUCCAACAGAUUCCACGCAAGUUGUAUUAGUUGAAAAUGUCAAUACAGUUGAAAGUAGUGUAGAAGAAGUGCAUACCAAAUCCGAGAAAUCUAAGAAAAAGAAGAAAAAAUCUAAAAAACAAGAUUCUCCGAAAGAAAGUCCUUUGCAGGUCGAAAAAAUUGUUUCGACAGAAAUUGUGAGUGAAGACCAGAAAUCGUCUCCGAGAGAAAAUGAGCCACAACAGGUUACUCAGGUCAUAUCAGAGAAAAAAGAGACUUCUGAAAUACCUUCUGAAAAAGAGCACAAUCUGUUUGCACCAUCUUGGGCUAAUAUAGUUAAAAGGAAGACAAAACCUGAAAGUAUUUCUUUCUUGCAAUCUGAAACACAAAGCGUUAAAAUAACGAAUAUCAAAGAUUCUUGGGAAAGUGAGAAAAAAGUUGCAUCUUCAAGUUUCAUACGUGAUGAAAUUGCUUCUGCAGUGAUUGAAGAACCCACCUUGCAAAAAUCAUCGCCAAUCAAUAAUAAAAAGUCGAAAGAUAAAUCCAAAAAGAAAGCUAAAGAAGUGGUUUCUCUAGAGACCUCUAAAAACCGAGAAGAGGUGAAAACAACCGAUAAUAAAUCCGACAAAGAUAAACACGUCCAUGCUCUUGAAAAAUCGAAGAUAUCAACGCUGACUGACAAGACUGACAGUGAAAAUGACAACCCAGAAAUUAAUGUGAAUGAAAUUUGUCAGAGUUCUACUCAAAAAAGAGAUGUAUCGCAGGAAUCUUUAAAACACUUGGGUAAAACCUAUGCAGAAGUGAUAGCGUCGGCAACUCGAGAAAAUUCAAACCAAACAGCAGCUGUUUCCGAGAAACCUCAAAGCAAAUCUAUACUCCAGGCAAAUAUUUUAGUUCCCCAAGUCCAAAUUACAGUAACCGAAAGCGAAGAUCAACCUACGUCUUCGCAGGAUAACAGUGAAGGUUUUAUAGAAGUUAAAAGACGAAGAAGUCGCUCACGUUCAACGUCUAAUAUCAGAGAUAGGAAGGAAAAGUCUAAGUCUCCAUCUGGUAGAGAGACCAUGGGAAAGAGGAAGCCUAGGAAGCGUACGAAAGACGAAACAGGAUCUACUGGAUCAACGCAAUCCGUUAAACACUACAAAGGAUGUGCUUCACCAUCAUCUUCUCUCAAUAGUUCUUGUUAUGGCGAUUCUAGACCAGUAUCAGCAGUCUCAGUUGAACCUGAAGUAUCAGAACCUGUCAUUAGUAAAUCAGAAGAUACAACAAACGUUGAAAAUGUCGAGAAAACACAAGAAGUUUCUGAAGUAAAAACCACAACGACGAAGAAGAAAUCUAAGCAUAAGAGUAAAGGCUCCGUUGAGGCAGAUAUAAGUGAAGUUUCCCCUCCUUUAGAAGGAGAAAUAAAGACUGAAAGUAGCCAUUCCCUGGCUUCUUCAGCGAACCAAGAGAUACCUGGUGAUUCAGUUCCAACUACUACAAUUCCUGAACUGCACCUCGAGAAAUCCGAUGAAAGCAAGCUGAAUAUCCUUUUGGGUUCUCAAAAAUCAAGCGUGGCCAGCACAGAAAUAAGGCUAGAGCCUGAAUUCCAUCGGGAAUUCAGACCACGUACAACCAUUUCAGAACAAGAUCAAAUACCACAAAUCAUACCAGGGUUGAUUAAACAGAUAUGCGAAGAAAUCGACAAGACCGAUAACUCCGAGUUCAUCGCUGCAGAAUCGGAAUCAAUACUGGUGUCCAAAGAAAGAACAGCUUCUUCCAGCGAAUCUAUCUUGGUCUCGGUGGAAGAUUUGAAACAGCAAACGCAUUUCUUGGAAGCAAAUGUAGUCAAAGAUCCUUCGGCUCGCCUAGAGCACACUGAGAGUGAUGUAGAUAUUCACAUAGACGUUCAAAGUGUGGUGGCAGUUGAUAAGCCGGAAUCAUCGUCCUCUGAAGUUAAAAUAGAGACACCGAGCAAGAAGUCACGAAAGCAGAAAGCAAAGAAAUGUAAAAGCGAGGAGAAGCUCCAGAAGGAGCCUGUACUACAAGAGCAGGCCUCGUCAACUUCAUUGAACAGCGAAUACGUUGAAAGGAAGGAGUCUUCGGAAGAAAAACAAUCUAAAACGGUACUUAUAUCAUCCAGUUCCGAGGUUAUAGAAGAAAUCAAGUCAGAACCGAUAGAACCUCAACAAAUCGAAGACUCCGACCAAGACGCUAUCAGUGAGAAAUCCAUCAGAAGCAAGUCUUCAGGUAUAGAGGUCUCGAUGACCAACAGCGUCGAUCUGACGCCGAGAACCGAGGAUUCUGCCUUGAGACAAGCUGGCGAUACCCUCAAUGUAACCGAGAAUACAAGCCUCCAAGUUGACUCCCUGAGAACUGAAGGAAACAUCGAAGACCUGAUCCCGAACUCGAUAGAUGAAAUCGAGAACAACGAGUUGGACACCAACGUCAGCGAAAACUACACAGACAACAACCGCAACCUUACAGAUCUCGAAUCGGAUCUUUUACACCUCACCGAUUCCGACUACCAGCUACCCGAAGACAAGGAGUCAGAAUUGGACUCGGAGUCUUUGGUGCAGCUGAAGAGCUUCGUCAAGAAGUUAGAACCAGAGAAGCCUGAAGUGACAGGACCGGAACCAGUGCAGUCUGUAAACGUUGAACAAUCUAUGUCUAUAGACUCCUUAGAUCCGAAAUCCGAGGAACAAAAAUCGGAGGAAAUGAAGACUGGUACCUCGGGUUCAGGAGGUGCGUGGUACUACUCUAGGUCGAACCCUGUGCAGGGUAGUCACUCUGGAGAAAAACUCAGUGGUUCCGAUUCCGAUAACAGAAACGACGAAGACGAUUACGAGGAUCCCUACGAACAUCUGCGGAAUCAGUCCAAGUACUUCGAUGAGGCGGAUCUGAACCUUGUAGGUUGUACUAUACCCCCUCCACCAGAACGACGUCCGAAAAUAAAAAUUCCUUCAGAGGACUCAGAACGCCAGGAAUACCCUUGGCCAGGAAAAUGUGGUGCUGAGGGUCAGAUGGACUACAUUAUCGAAUACCAGAUCGCGACCGAAUACCAUGCUGAUCCUCUGGUUUCCAUCAGGAAUGACACCAAAUCAGUCUCAGAAAUGGACAGCUUCAGCGACGCCCUGGAUUCUUCACCAGUUGAAUCCGACACCAAGCUGGAAGGCGAGGAGGGUGUUGAUUAUAUUCAGAUGAACCCCGUUAUCCUUUCCGAAAGUGUGAUAGAUCAGAUCAAGUCACAUUCGGCAGACACAACUAUCGAUAAGGUGAUAUCGCAGAGAAAGAGGGGUACCAUCAGCAUGGUCGGUGAUCUGGAUGCUGAAUCGGCUGAAGAUGUAUCUGUGAAUGCACAAAAAAGUGAAUCUCUGUUAGCUGAAGAUCUCGGUACUGAAGAAAACCGACCUGUAGAACCUGUACUGUCUGAAAUCUUCACCGAGGACUUGGAAGAUACAGAGAUUUUGGAGAAGCCAGUUGAGGUAAAGAAGAAGGAUAAGAAAGGCAUCUGCGCUAAGAUUAUUCAUUCUUUAACUGGAAAAAUAAAGGAAAAAUCUCCACCGGCAGAUACUAAACCAGAAUCUGAAAAUUUUUCUCCAGCAGAGACCAAGAAAGAUAAGAAGAAAAAGAAGAAGAAGUCCAAUAAGGAUAAAACAAGCGGCGCUGAAGAAAAACCUCAAAACGAAGACCAAAGCAGAAAAGAAGACGUCAACAAGGAAUUCUUAGAUAACGAAAAGAAGGAUACUUUGAGUCGACAACAGUCUCCGUCUGUUUCGGAAAGUAGCACGGAGAAACGGACUUUCUUGAGGAGCAUCUUCGGCGUGACCAAACACAGAAAAUGCUCGAUCACCUCACAAGAGUCUACAGAAAAAACAGACUCGUCACUUGAGAACACUCCGAGUCCAACAGAAAACAAGAAGAUGUGGGACGAGACUGAAACCACGAAGAUCGUUGAGUUGAAGAGCGUUUCGGACAGCAAGGUUCCAGAGAAGACGCUGAAGAAAUCGAAGAAGGAGAAGAAUGCGGAGAAGAGCAAAUCCGGGGUGAUCGGCAGUCUUAUGUCUAAAAUAUCCGGAGUCAUCGCUCCAAAGAAGGAUAAGAGCGAUUGCGUGUGCACAGACGAAGAAGUGAGGCUUAGAGACCUCGCAAGGAACCUCUCCCACGACGGACCCUUCUGGUUGGCCAAGAACGUGUACGAAGAUGCUGAGAUGCGCUGGCGCAUCGACUUGGCAAGGAAGAACAAGCAACAAGCGGCCGGAGACGCUUCUUUGAAAACGUUCGAUAAUGAUCCAGACAACGGAGACAACGGUUCUUCCAGAGGGGGUUCCCCUGAUCAUUCUCACCAUCUCCAGACGAGAACGAACGCGGUAGACAGCAAGGUCUAUUCCUUGCCCGGUAGAGUAGCCGGUUGGAAAGACGAAAGCACUUACUUAAGCCCCGAACCGUUGUCGGACUCGGAAACGUUCGCGGAGACCACAGACGCCACCGACCCUAUCCCUCUUUUUCUUCCUCCUGUAGGGCCCACAGAGCAGCAGACCGCAUCACCAGCACCGCCCAUAAGUUCGAACUGUUACCAACAGAAACAGCAGUUAAACGAAGACUUCGGUAAUCUGGAGAGAUCAGUGCAAGUUACAGAAGCCUCUAUUGAACAUCUGCCGCAGAAGGAUUUCCCACAAAUUUUGAAAGCCUUGGAGAUAAUCGCCACAGAUCUUAAGAAACACGCUGCUGAAGCCAUACGCCUGGAAAGCCUGACCCUCGAGCUAAAUUCAGAUGAGGAUACAGAGAACUUGGUAGCCAGUUUGGCCAAGGUCAGAACCAGGAUAGCCUUCCUGUUAUCUCAGGCCGAAAAUGGACGGACAGCCAUAACUAAGGCACAAUCGAACCAGGACAAGAAAAAACGAGAACUCGAGGACUACAAAAACCUCCUGAACGAAAUCGAGACCUGGAUUGUGUCCGUAAGGACCAUAUUAGAGACUUCUAAACGAACAAACACCGAAUCUCAAAUACAAGAAUUCAUCAUCGAAGUCGAAAACCUUCACAGAGAACUUUUAGAGAAGGAAAGAAAACUGGUGGAACUCUCCAAGAUCUGCAAGGAAUUCCAGAAGCACGCCGACCUCGAACAAAUUUCUCUGGCGCUAUGCAUCCAGUUGGAAUCCAUACUGAAAAUAUUCGCCGAACAAAAAACAAUAUUCGAGCUUAAAAUAGAGGAAUUCACGAGGACCCUUGAGGAAGUCCGAGAAAGAAGAAGGAGCAUCGCUGCGACUCCAGAUACUUCCUUGGAGAACACCCUCAAUUCAAUUUCUAUGCCCAUUGAGGAAGUUUCUAUUCACGCCAAUGCACAGGAGGUUUCCGAGCCUCUAAUACAUCAGUCACAAGCUGUAGCCGUGACCAUAGAGACUCAGACAGGAAACAGUUUGAAGUCACCAAAGAAAGAGCCUACGAAAAAAGACUUCACUGUCACUUACAACGAACCAGUAGACGCUCAAAUUCAGGCUCAACUUUCUAAGGAAUCUAUGGAAUGGGAAGGCGAUACCAGAAAGAGAGAAACAAUCACAAUCUCCAAAUAUACCACGAGCGGUGGUGAAGAAACCAUACAGAUCGCUACCAAACCAAUGGAACCCCAACCGCUGAUCCAAGAACCCGACGAUGACCUCCUGGUGGAAGCCAGUUAUAAGAAUCAAGCAGAAACGGACGCUAUGUCCAUGGAGUUGAACAUAUCCAAUGCCAAACCAAACCAGCCCUAUGAAACUGUGAUGGUUGAACCAGACGAGACCACUACAGAGGUCAUAGUGGACGCUGAUGGUACAAAGAGAAUAAUCGUGAAGAAAUUGCACAGAACUGUUGUCAGACACCAACAAACGGUUCAGCAACAAAACCUUACCUCCAUGAGCACGCUGACGCAAGACAAUGUUCCUAUUAGCCAGUCAUUCUCCCAAGUUACCCUUCAAGGUCAGCAAAGUAGCACUACAGUAGCUAGAGGAGAUGGCAGACGAGAAAUAUUGACCAAUAGGCAGUAUGGUGGUAAUAUAAUAUCAGGCACAACUGGCGGAGAUAUCGACGUCCAAGAAUUCAAAACCGACCCAGAAACCCACUACACUGUAAUCGAAGCUGAUAAGCCAACAGAAGUAGAAAUCCAAGGUGUUAAACUCCACGAAGGAGAUGUAACAUUUGUUGAUGAAGCCAACAAGUUGUUAUCCACUGAACAGGGUCACAUGGCGUUCGAAACCAGUCAGAUCCACACGUCUAGCUCUAGCGUCAGAGCGGUGGUUCAGCAGGUAACCAGGAAAGUUAUCAGGAAGACUAGAAGAAUAAUCAGAAGGAUAGUAAUUGUUGAUGGAAAAGAACAGAUCACUGAGGAAGUCGUAGAAGAGCCCGAGGAAGUAGAAGUGACUGAAGAGGGAAUACCAAGAGUUAGCAUCAAUGUUACGAAAACUGUUGAUGGUUCAGUUGUUUCGGAAAGGCAGUAUGGACAACCUGCCGCUGCUCCUGGUGAAGAUGUGGAGUUCCAGGAAUCGGUUGUUAUAGAACCAGUUAUUGCAACAACCUCUGAACAACAACAAAGUGAAAAAAUUCUGAUUAGACAAACAGCUCUAUCUAUCGAACCUACGGAAGUUAUUGAAAUAGACCAACCUGCUUCCAUUAUAACAGAAACUUCUGAGGUAGUAAUAUCUCCACCCAUUGAGAUUGAUAAAUCAAUAGAAAAAUCCCCCACAACACCACAAGUGAAGGAAUCACCACAACUCACUGAAAAGACACCCGAAGAACUUGAAGAGAAAAAACCUUCACCUAUCCAAGAAACUCUACAAAUAACCACAAAAGAAUUAGAAUCAGAUAUAGAACAUAUACCUGCUGAUCAAGAAGCAGGCUGCUCCGAAGUCGUGGUGCAGGAAAUAAACGAAUCUGAACAGAGGUAUGUUGAACACAAAUCACCUCUGCCAUUGAUCGCACAGCAUGUUACAACUCAGACAAGUUUUGAAACGCAUAAAGAAAUGAUUCCUUCCUGCACGCCUGUCCAUGAGAAAGUAGAGAAUGAAUUAUCUGCACCUACUGUUGAACAAGUAUCUGUUCGAUCACCUAGCGUUGACGUAGCAAGUAGCAAAGAACAGCCUGUAACUGAAGUUUUUCAUGCUACAGUGUCGCCUCAGGACCAUCCUACUGAGGUAGUUAACUCUAAAGUCACACCAAUAACAUCAGAAAAAGAACCAAAACUCCAACAAACAACAUCUGAAAUACCUCUACUACAUGUUGAUAGAGAAAAGUCAAGUCCAGUAGAUAUAUUCAUAGCUACGGAAAGGAAUCAUAGUGAAAUAACAGCACAACAAGACACUAAUAUUGCACCUUCUGCCACUACUACUAAAAUAAUAGACGUAUCGAAAUCUGGAGAAACUAGUACGACUACAAAAGACUUCGUAAUCGAAGAACAAAAGACUUCUAUACUGCCAGAACAGAACGAAGAGAUAGAAAAUAAGACUGAAACACCUUCAUCUCCGAAGAAACAACAGCAAGCGGUUGAGAUCACAGUAUCUUUGGAAGAAAAACCCAUGGAUUGGAAAUUCGAAACUGCUAAAAUAUCCAGUAAGAUUACAAUAGAGAAGAAGACCGAAGUCCAAGAGGAAAAACUUCAACGCGAAAGCGACUUCUCUUUGCCAUCGAUCUCCCAAAAAGUCACACAAAACCUGCCAACACCUAGACACGAAGAAGUACCAGCUGUGAUUGAGUCUUCUCUUCAUGAAACGUCAAUCACGUCUAGCGAAAUAGAUCACGGAGGAAGAAAGAGUAAGAGAAAAAAGAAAUCAAAAACGCCCGAAGAAGAAUCCAAAUCUAUUGAAAAGGUAGAAGAAAAAGUAACUACCGAAGAAGCUAUACCGACCGAAGAAAUCAUGCCAGCUGAGGAAAUCUCUCUUGAAACAACUCUCUCUGAAUCAACAGAUAUAAUCAUACCCACCGACUCGCAAGAAUGCGGAGAAGAAAGUCCAAAACCAACUUUCGAGUCUUUUGAACCGGUGACCGAAUCGGAUCAGGAAGAAAGAAGCAAGGAUACGGGUUACGAAGCUGAUAAGACCACAGUAGAUGAAAGCCUCAUGGAAGAUAACGAAAAGGAGAAGAAGAAACGCGUGAAGAAAAAGAAGAAACAGAAGCUAAAAGUCAAGGACACCGACGAAUCAUCACAUGUACCAAAGUCACUAUCUGACUCCGUAGAAGCAGGAGAAUCAAUCGUAUUCACCGACGACGAUAAAGCUGUUAAAGUUGAGGAGGAAGAGAACAAGGACUCGAAGAAGAAAAAGAGGAAGAAGAACAAAAGGGGAGAACGAAAAGAAUCCGAAAGUGAACCUCUGCCAGAUGAAACGGUAGAUGAUAGUGAAGUUUUCUCCGAACCACCACCACAUCAGGCCAAAGAUGAAGAACUAGACUCAGUUAACGAUUCUUAUCAAACUAUUUCAACAGCUUCCGAAGUCGGAACAGUAAAAGUUAUCGAAGAAACCAUUUUGGCUCCAAGUAGUGAAGAAACCAAACUAAUCGUCAAAGAAAUUGUGACAAAGAUCCCUGUCGUUGAAGCUGUUUUCAUACAAGAGCAAGACUCUCAGACCUCUCCUGAAGUUGUUACUGAAAUUGCUACUGUUGAUACCAAACCCACGUCAAUGCAAACUUCUCCAGAACUUCAAAUAGAAACAACAGAAUUCUCUAUACAGACUGAUGAGGAGAAGGUGGAGAAACCCGAAUUAGUCGAGACUUCUAGCCAGGUAGAAAUUACGGUCAGUGAAGUCGACAUACAGACAUCUCAAGAAGAAACAUCGCCAGAUCAAGAGAAGAAAGACAUCAAAGACACUUCCAUGCAAACUAUCACACCAGAAGUAGUAGAAAUUCGAGAGGAACCAGCAAAAUCAACUCUCGAAAGGCAAGAACCUAUUGAAACUGUCGAAUCUUCCAUGCAAGCAUCGCAGAAUGUAGAGGAGAGAGAAAUGCAAACUAGUCCUAUAGAAGUAACUAAAAUAGAAACGGUAGAAGUAGAAACUCAAGCGCAUCAGACACCUGAAAUUCAUUCAGCCCAAACUUCGCCUCUACCAUCAGCACCACCAAUGGAAGACGUUUGCGUUGAAACCGAUAAAGAAUCACCAAUAUCCCCAUCACCGAAACAGGAACCAGCUGAAAUGGAAGAAAGAGAAGCCCAGACCAGCUUUGUAGAUAUCAAAAAUGAAAGUUUCGAUGUCGAAACUCAAGCCUACCAAUCGAUAGACGUACACUCUGUUCAAACAUCACCUCAUCCAUCAGAACCACAAACUGAAGACGUUGCUGUGGAAACAGACAGGCAAACUUCAAGACCAUCCUCAGCAGAAAUCGUUAAGGUACAAGAAACCAAAAUCGAAGAGCGUGAAAUGCAAACAAGUCCUGUAGUUGAACCUAAAAAAGAGACUGCAGAAGUUGAGACUCAAGCACAUCAAGCCUCAGAUAUACAUUCUGCUCAGACUUCCCCUGUACCAUCAGCUCAAACUGAAGAUGUUGGUGUUGAAACCGACAAAGAGUCUACACCGGUUAGUCCUGUAAGGAUGUCUUCAGUAGAAACAUCAGAAACUGCAACACAGGCUAAGCCAACUCCAGAACAUCAAUCAUCCCAAACAUCUCCCUUACCGACUACCUCUACAGUACAUGCUAAUGUGGGUACAGAAUAUUUGGUUGAAGAUAAAACUCAAACCUUCGAAACAGACACCCAGACAUCGCCAACUCCGGAUGUAGUUCAAAUGACACCUCCCAGUAGUCUGUCAGAAUAUGAAGUUUUAGUAAAAGCAUCCAUCAGUAUACUUACUGACGAAAGAGGAAAUUCUCAGCCAGUCUAUGUCAACGUGGACACCGACUUACCCCAUGAUGGAAAUACUGAUGAUGAGAUGAAAGACGAAGUCGACAAUGUGAGCGUUGAAGUUGCUUUAGACGAUCUGGUGCUUAAAAAGCACUCCACCUUAACGGACUUCAUAGAGAAAGAGAGAACUGACGUUCAAAACCAACUAACCGACGUACCAAUAGAGGGCGUGGUCGUAUCUUCGAUAGUGACCGAUUUGAACGAAGAAAAAGUUGAGGAGAUGAGGAAUAAAACUGCUUCACCACAGUCUGAAGAUGCAGAAGUCCAUAUAAAACUUUCGAUACCACAAGACCAAUCUCUAUCAUCUGAUAACUCCGAGGAUGCCUUCAAAGUUGAGUCUUUCAUUACGGAAACAACUCAUAAGAUUGUUGAAGACGAUGUUCCUGAAGUAAGUGAGAUAACUGAAACACCAACAACAGAGACUGAAUCCACUCAGGAUACUGUGAAGACCGUAAUUGUCGUUGGUGAUUCCGAUAGAUUGGUUCCAGUAUCAGAACCAACUGUCCAGAAAACGAGAAUAUCUUCUCCGAAGACCAAACCAAAGAAUAAACAUGUCACCUCUGUCACGAUAGAAGAAGUACAAUCUCCGCAUAUAUUAGUUGAUACUCCGUUAACACCUUCAGAGGACUUCCCCAUAUCUCCACCUGAGUACCCAUCAACUCACUGGUCUCAUUCGGAACCAAUUUACCCCAAGAAGGAUUCCCAAGCUCUUAUCGACAGCGAAAAGCAAGUAUCGAUCGUCGUCCAAAACGUUGGAGUCACUUGGGCCAACGCUCAAACUCUAGAACGCAUCAAGAACCUUCAGAAUGCCCAAAGAACUACACACCUGAGCGAUGUGCUAUACCUAGCCACCCUCAGUGAGGUUAUAACAGAGGAAUCAAUAGAGCAAAGGAGUAGCAACGUUGAAAGACAGUUGAAAUUGCUGCAAGAAGCUGUGGUCAGAAGAGACGUCCAAAUCAUCCAGCAGACCAUCAUAACCACAGUCGAAACUAUAACUACAUGGCUGGAAACUAUUGAAUAUAGAAUCUACGUAAGCAGACAACAGACAUCUGAGGGUCCAUCUCAAGAAAGAGUGGAAGAAUUCAACACUCUCAAAGAUGAAAUAGUCGAGAUAGAAGAUAGAAUAGAACAGCUUCAAACUGAGUUGGGUAAGGCUGAUGAUAUAUACAACGAGGAAGAUAGGAAUAGAAUGAAGGGUUACAUUGAUUCCUUACAACAGCAGGUGAAAAUUAUAGAGGAUGUAACGGAAGAGAACGGACAGCUAGCUGCUGGGGAUCUUAAGAGAUGGAACGAGUUUGUAGAAGAGCUUGCUGAUGUGAGUCAAACGAUUUUGGAUAACCAGGAGGCGUUGAAUGAUCUUAGAGAUUCAGACGCUUCACCUCAGACUAAACUCAACGAAUUGGAUGAACUAGAUGGUGUUAACAAGACACAGAUGGUUAGAACCGUUCAACUGUUGGCAGCAGCCAAAGGAUUAUUGAGAGAUUUUCCUACAAGGGAGAUACCAGAAGAGGUGCAGAGAAACCAACAACUGGUGAAGCAAAUCGAACAGCAGAUACUGGUUGAACGUGAAAAAGCCUAUCAGUUCCUCACGUUAGCAGAUGAGUACGAACAAACUCUUAAGGAGUUCAGUAAGAUCGUUGACAUAGCUGAAGCCAUCGUCGAAAGCUCGCUGACCGUCAGAAAUCUGGAACACCUGGAGAACGAGAUGCAGAACCACCGCAAGUUCUUCGUGAACCUCAGUCACUGUAGAGCCAUUCUGGAAUCUCUGGAAGAAAACCUGGAUUCCGAAACCAAAGCCAAACACUCAGAACUUCACAACAGUUUGUACGAAAGGGCCAGCAUCAUCUUGGAUAGAGCUACUGGUAGGUUCCAGCUAAUGUUCAGCGCAGCUUCCAAAUGGACCACCCUGGAGCAGGGAAUGAAAGAGGAAAUGAGAUGGCUGCAAGUCGCCCAAGAACGCAUACCGGAUAUAAACAACGUCACUUCCUACGAUUACGACAGCUACAUGAACCACUAUCUAUCGCUCAGUCAAGAUAUAGCUCACCAUCAAGCAGCAUUGUUGCAUCUGAAGGAUCUGGCUCUCAAGGUUCAAGAGCUUGUGGUUUGUUCUGGUCUGGAGCAAGAGUACACAGACGCACUGGAGAUCAUCAGGAAGCUGCAGGAAGACGUUAACGGCAAUCUGCAACGUAUCGCGGCUUUCAAAGACAACUGGAGGAUGUACAAUAAGCAGAGCAACUCGCUGGAGUUCUGGCUCAAAGAAGCGGACGUCGCACUCGCAGAAUUGGAGAAACCGGAACCUCAUAGGAGUCGGAUGAGACAAUUCUGGGAGCUCAAAGCCCAGUGCGAGGUCAAUAACAACCUUCUACGCAACGCCAACACCUCCUUCGAGACCUCGAUUACCAUAAUACCAAUAGCAGACGAGAUGGACCAAAGGAAAUCGCACUCUUCACUCCUAAACCGUUGGAACACCAUCUCCUCCAGAAUCUCCAACAUAGAAAACCACAUCAUGGGCACCAUAUCCUCAGCGAACGUCCCAGUCAACGAGAAGCUGGCCAUCAUCGAACAAGAACUAGAAGACCUUAGGGUCGACGUGGACCAACAACGUGGCGUCAUGAAGAACGAGGAAGAACUCAACCUGUACAUCGAACGCCUUCAGAUCAUGUCUGUUAGGUUGGACGCCCUGCAGAACGAACUUGGUCGCUUGGGACUCUUGUCCGCCAACGAAUCAGACAAAGUCACUGAGCUGCUAGCCCUCUCCAAGAGGCUGGAGCUCCAGAUCGCCGAAGAACUCGAAGGAGCCUCCGUACUCAAAGACUCCCUCAGAGGAAUACAGAAGGGCAUGGACAGGCUGAGGAGGAAAUUCGCGGAGAUCGAAGAAACCCUGAAUCGGGCAGAAGAGGCGGAGAAAUUGGGAAGCGCAGAGGUUCACAAGGCGGUGAACGAUUGCCUCAAGGUGGACCAAGACCUGGUGACCCACUGGCAGGACGUGAUGUCGCUGAGGCAGCUACUGCACACCCUGCCCAUGAGGCUGAAGGCGACGGUGUCGCCGGUGGCGGUGGAAAGAGAGAUCUCGCAGAUACAGGAGGAGUACACGGUGUUGGAGAAGAGGUGUGGUCAACUGUUGGCCUUGCUGAAGAGCAGGUUGAACCUGUGGCAACGGUUCGAGAGGCAGUUGGAGAUGGUGCAGGAGAGCGUGCAAGAGGCAGAUUUUAUGAUGGACCUGUUGACGAUCCAAGGCACCGUGGACUAUGAGAGGUUGAGGAAGGCCACCGAGCGAUUGGAGAGCGUUUCGAGCAACUUGGUGAACCGUGAAGACCUGGUGGAUGACCUGAAGGAGGCGGCCAAACCCCUGUCCACCUCCUGCACCCCCGAGGUCUGCGCCAAGGUCGAGGCAGCCGUUGACGAAGCUGUCACCGCCUAUUCCACCACCUGCAGCAACCUCAAGGAGCUCUGCACCAAAUACAACCACGCUGCCGAUCUCUGGAAGCAGUACAAGGAGUCCAGCGACCUGGUGCAUGAAUGGGUUGAGAAUUGCAUGGACACAGUGGCGGACCUACCACCGGAGGAAGCGGUUGAAGCUGUAAAGGUAUGCGAAGAAACGCUGAGAAAGCAUGUAGAAAAGUUCGCAGUGCUGAAGGACAUGGUAUCAGAAAUCGCGAACGCUGUCGGUCUCGACGAAAAAUCGCUGCUCAGCAGCGAGAUCGACGACCUUGGAAAACGCCUUGAGAACGUCAGACAGUCGUUGACCAUCAUCACUGACGUGGCCGAAGAACAGUUCAAUCUGCAGGCCGAGAACAAGGGCAAGAUCGACGAGACCAAGGACCUCAUACAUUCCAUCAAAGCCAGUACCAACGGAAUAACAGCCAGUGCCGAAAACGACGAACAGAAGCUGACGGCUGUAAGAGACAACCUUCUAGCUCUUGGCAAGGCUGAAAGCCAGAUCCAGUUGGUUAGAAACAAGACGCUCGAGCUGAGCCAAACCGUACGUACGGAAACCACAGUCUUAGAGGUCUUGGAGCUAUGGCAAGAGGUUUUCAAAGAAACAUUCCAACAAUACCACAGGCUGAGCACCAGGUUGGUGAAAAACGAAGACGCGGCAGCAGCCUUGAGGCUUUGGCAGGAAUACUUGGUGAACGUUCAGCAGUUCCUGCAAGGAUCGAUACCUAGCGACUAUUACAGUCUAUCAGACCAUCAGCAUCUGUGCCAGGUGCACAAGAACCUCCUAACGACGCAACAGAACAUACUGCAGCCGUUGGAUCAAAGCGGUCUAGUCGAAAACACCGUGUUGGAACAAUUCAAGAACCUAACGUCGCUGCACAAUGAAACUCUAGACAGUAUCAUGGAGAGGUACACCGAAGUCCAAAACAGAAUAAACUCCUGGGAAAGGUACAGGUCAGACCAAAACAGAUUGCACGGUUGGCUCAAAGAUAUAGAACGAGAAAAGGAAAGAAUGCAGUUGAGAUAUCUACACAUAAGGGGCAUAACAAGGAUUAUAUCACAGAUAGACGCCCUUUUAAGCAAAAUACCUUAUGGUGAAGACCAACUGGCCAACCUGAUAGAGCAACAGAACAAGAUUUUACAAUUCUGCGAUGACGCUUUAUCCACAUCCAUCCGUAUGGAGCAUGCUGCCAUAAAACAACGAAUAAGCAACCUCCAGGCCAGUCUAAUGACCUGGAAGCAAUUCCUAGAGAGGAUAUUGAGGCUGGUUCAAACCCACGAAGAACGCGUUAGCAAGCUGGACAACGUCUUCAACAGCACUCAGGAUAUAAUCUCCGACUUCCUUUCGCAGUCGUCAGCUGCACCAAGUCUCAGCAACAGGUUACAAAUAUUACAAACGGCGAGGUUGAAGUUAGCGAACACUAACCCCGACCUCGAAGAACUCGAUUCUAGUCAGAAACAGCUCAAGGAAUGCCUUAGUCCUUCGGACAUAAAGGGAAUAAACCAGAAGAUCUGGGUGCUCAAGAACCAGAGGAACGAGCUGGACCACGAACUCCUAACGUUGUGCCAACAGAUAGAAGACAAAUUGGGACAAAGGUCUCAGUUCGAAGCGAGACACAAGAAAUUCAUCGACUGGGCUGAUGACUUGGAGAAGAAAAUCUUGAAGUUCAGCGAAGCUGACAAUCCAGUAGAAGAUCUUGAAGAACUAUCGAUGAAGGUGGAGACGGAAUUCCAAGCCGAUAUGGCGCUGAAGCAGAGAGAAUACGAUUGGUUGUUGACGACCGGAAACGGUUUGGUAUCUUCUUGUGGCGAACAAUACAGCGAUGUUACAGCUAAGCAAAUCCUUCAUUCCAAGACCAACGAGGUUAAGGUUAAAUGGGAGAGGUUAGAGACCUUUGGAAGGUCUCAGGUUGACCGUUUGAAGAAUAGACACGAUAUAAUGACCCAGCUGGAAAGGAUGAUCCUCGAAAGACGUGCUUGGUUGACACAAAUGGAAAUACGACUGGGAAAACCGUUAGUAUUCGAAGAUAGCAGCAAGGAAACUCUAGAGCGCAAGGUGCAGGAACACGAAGAAUUAAAGAAAUCAAUUGAGACUGAAAGUGGGAAACUGGCAGAGGUUGCAAAUCUCAGCGAGCUUCUCCUUAGCGACGAAGACGUUCUGAAGGCCAAUUACCGACACCGAAACUUGGCUGCAGCCAUCGACAGUCUGGAGAAGAGGUGGAAGAAAGUAUGCGAACAGUCUGCGGAGAGGAAGAGAAAUAUAACGUUCGCUUGGCAGCUACUUCACGAGGUCAACGAGCUCAGCAUGUCCAAAGAAAGCUGGAUAACAGACAUGGAAAACAAACUGAAACUGUUGGAGAGACCAACAGAUCAGCUGGGAAGGCAGGACCUUCAGGAUCUGAUCUACCAACUAGAAAAGUUAAUCAAAGAAAUAGAGAUUGAGUCAGCGACGUUCACCAUUCUGGAGUCAACGUAUUCCAAGGCAGUCACUCUGGGUGGUCUCCAACCCGACAACGUUCAAGAGCUCACCUCAAGAUCUAGGGUUGUGAUAACUAAAUGGGGCAACCUGUUGCCCAAAGCCAGCGUCAUGCUGCAAUCUCUGCAGACGGAGAUGGCGUUGUUCAAGAACUUCGAGAUGGCCCAAGGGGACUCCAUCGUGGCUUUGGCAGGAAUAGAUUCCAGACUGACAACGCUACAACACUUGACUGACGCCAAACAAACCCCUCAAAUGAGACUGAAAGUUCUGAACGUCCUAGAGGCGGAUCUGAACUCCCAAAAUUCGACUCUUCAAACAGCCGACGAACUAGGCUUGAAGAUAAUGAAGAAAGGUAACAAGGAGGAGAUAGAGAAGACGCAGAAAAUGAUCGACGAAUACCAACAGCUCUGGAAAGAGAUACAAGAAAGGAUCAUUAUACUCCAAUCGGAAAUUCAGAUUCUUGUAGAGCGUUCGCUGCCACAAGAGGUUGAUGAAAGCAUACAGGUCGACACCUUGAAGUUCGAGCAAGAUACAGCGGUGCAGGUCAACACCCUCCCGCCACAGCUGCAGAGGAUGACCUCGAUCAGUGCCAAAGACGCCUACUUGGUGGAGCUUUCGAGCGCUGUAACCGAGUGCAGGACCAACCAAGAGAAACUGGAGGCUCUGCUAGACAAAGACAUACCGCCUCAAGGCUCUCAAGAUCUGAGCAUCAGAGGCAAGGAGAUAGUCAAGCUCAUCGCCUGCUGUCAAUCCAACGUAGAAGUGGUCAACCAUCUCCACAAGGUUCUGAUCGAAGAGUGCGAGUGCGAGUCGACUGACGAGAUGGUUAUGACGACGGUCGUUACGACGCUUAACAGGAAAUACGAAGAACUGCUGACGAGAUCGAAGCAGAUGCAGCAGAAGAUAAGGGAACUCAGGUCUGCGGUUUCUGAUGUUUAUAACCUCUUAUGUGACCACGAGGCUGGAAGACUGAUUUGUCCCCUGUGCACCAAACGCAACUGGGCGCAGCUAGACAACGACCUUUGGCGAUUGGAAAAAUGGCUGGAGGUGGCUGACGGCACUCAGAGGGAGCAACGGAAGCCCCCGUCCAACAUCGAGCAGCUCGAGGACGUGAUACAGGACCACCGGGAGUUCGUACUGGACUUGGACAGUCACAAGAGCAUCAUCAGGUCGCUGAACAUCGUCGGUACGCACCUGGCUGACCAUUCUGAGGACACGGAGAGGGCCGAGGCGCUGAGAACUAGGUUAGGAGAGGACAACAAGACUUGGGAGUUGGUGUGCCGCAGGGCGGCUGACUGGGAGCGGCUGUUACAGACGGCCCUCAUAGAGAACCAGCAAUUCCAUUCCAUCAUAAACGACCUCUGCACGUGGUUGGACAAGACUGAACGGAAAAUCAAACUUUCCGAACCCGUAGAUCUAACAGUGGAGACCUCCAUCAUCGAGAGCAAGUACCAGGCCUUCAGGGAGCUUCGCUCCGAACUGGAAAGGUGCGAACCAAGAGUGAUGAGCCUGCAGGAGGCAGCCAACCAGCUGCUGCGUCAAGAAGACUCGCCAGAGGGUUCCUCAACCACCUACCGGAAACUGACGGACCUCAGACUGAAGCUGCAGUCGCUCAUCAAACUUACAGGGGUCUACAUUCUGAAACUGGGGGCCGUGAUUGGUAGAGACCCGAGCGAACUAGGGGUUCCGUUAACCUCGUCUGUGAUAGGCGCCCCCUCCCUCUCUGGUUCUUAUGACCUUUUGGACGGUUCCGGAGAGAGACUGCCACCAGCCAACGCGCACGACGACACAGCUCACAACGAUGGUUCAGAUGACGAGCUGCAAAUAAACCCAAGCGUGCUACGAAAAGGUUGUCGCUUCUUGGGUAGAGUGCUGAGAGCCUCUAUCCCAAUACAAGCGGUUAUGCUGCUUCUGCUAGGAGCAGCCUCCCUCGUACCCUUCUCCGAAGACGACGAUUCCUGUUCCCUGUACACAUCCAUAGCGAACAGCCUGUCUCCCGUCCUAAGGUACAACGGGGGCCCACCUCCCGUCUAAAACGAUUUCUUCUCAUUCUUCUAUAACCAUUCCAAUAAUAACCCCCCAAUUCGCUUAAGGCUCGACAAGAUCAAUUUGUCGAUUGAGUUUCUGUUUUUGUACAUAUUAAUAACAUUGUUAUGACGAGAUUACCCACAAGAGAUAUUUCAAAUGUAUCAGUCUCUGAUAGUUUGACCUAAGUUUUAUAUUGAUGGUGAAUUUUAUGUGUAUAUUGAGGACGCACACGUUUUGUAGAGCUACAUCCUAUAUUUUAUAUUGUUAUUUAUUAUUUUCUCCUAGAUUAUAGUAUUGUUAAGGUAAUUCAAAGGAGUGGAACACUUUGUUUUAUCCAAGACGAACAGUUGAUUUUUGUUUUAAACCUCGCAGUAACGCAGUUAGAUGCUGUCUCUCCACACAGCAGUUUGAACUCGUUUACUCUGGAGAUUAUAUGGACUCCUACGAUUCUGUAUCAGAGGUCUUCUCUGAAGUUGUGCUGGUGCAUUAUCCUCAAGCCUUAUCUGUUAAUUUUUAUCGCUUUAUAUAUUAUAUUUUAUUCAUCACCAUGGUGCUACUGUUGAACAUUUAAGAGAGCCAGUUAUCUGAGAAUACUCAUAUAUGAUUAGGAUUCUGUAUGUGAGCAUUUAUGAGAAAAGAGGAUAAUUUCGAAGAAGUAUUUUCAGAUUACUGUCCAUCUUCGAAGAUCCUAUAGAAAUCUUGCUUUUCCUUUUAAUAUGCCUAUGAUAAACCGAAUUAAGAACAUUUUGGAUUGUUUUUAGAAAUAUAUCAUCCAGUUAUAUUGAUUAUGUUGUCUGCUAUAUCAUGUAUAAAUAAAUUUUUAAAUUAUA